Messenger RNA from Podarcis lilfordi (Lilford's wall lizard), 49247 nucleotides. The record is from the annotation of a GenBank genome assembly. NCBI's taxonomy places the organism in Eukaryota, Metazoa, Chordata, Lepidosauria, Squamata, Lacertidae.
AGUACGAAAAGAGCCAACCCACUGAGCAAAGGAGUCUGUGCGGAGAGGAGAGGGAGGGGAGGAGGAGGAAGCGAAGGGGGAAUGGGAGCAGACGCUCCAACGUGGAAAAGCUUCCCAGCUCGCUUUCUGAUACAUUCCUGGCCAAGGCGAUGCUUCUUGCAAGAGCUGCGCUGACUUGUUGCAAGGAUCUGUCUUUGAGGGGGGGGAACGCACGCGCGCAGCCAAUCCAGGCUGGAUCCAUCGCUCGCUCUCCCCCACCCGCCUUCCCUUUCUUUGCUCGAGCGUGGAUCUAUUCGGUCGAUUGAGCUGCAUUCGGAUCCACUCUCUUUUUCCUUGAAGGGGAUCGGCCCGUUUGAUGGGGACUCUCGGCAGCCUGGCGUUUGGGGGGCGGCCUCGGAGGGAUUUUGGGGGGGACUGAAGGAGCGGGCGCGGGGGGUGCCGUGCGAUCAUGCAGCGGGCCAGCGUGAUGGGGAUGCCCUGCCCGGAACCCAGUGGAUCUUAUUCCCAGCAGUUCAAAGCCAUGAGGUUUUCGUACCACAUCGAGGCGGGAGCAGCUUCCUCUCCCCAGAUUCGAGCCGGUAAGGGAGAAGGGAUUGGGGGGCGGGGGGGGGCGCCUCGUUUUCUGUCUUUGGCUGGUCAAUGGGAGAGCCUUCGUUCUGCCGUCAACGCUGGAGCGGAGGUGGAUUUCUGCUUUCGGUUUGCACCUUGAGCAAGGGAAGUCGUGCGCAAUGGUUAGAUCAAAGAAGCGCUUGCGCCAGGAGCAUCUGGCUCCGCAUUCGGGGGAGUGGAGGCCAGUGGCUAGAGCAGUAUUCCGAAAUGGCAGUUUUCUCUCUAGGAAAUGAUGUGUGUGGUGUCUGGUGGGAAUCUGGGGAGUGGUGCGCGCCAACGUAGUAGAUCGGCAUAAAAGAGCUCUACCAAAUGUGGAUUAAUAUAUGUUUUUUUAAGUCCAUAGUUUGCAACAGUUUCGGGUCGCUGGAGGUGUUAAAAAUAAGAAUGGGCAACGGGCCUCUUUUCUUUCAUCUGCACUCUCCUCCGAAACGUGCCUGGAGGUCCUGGAGCACAGGAGGGAUUAGGCUGCCAACUCUGUAGCUCUCUGCCCCGAAGAGCUUACAGCGAUAGUGCAGCCGCCCUCUCUUCUCUAGAGCUGCCUCUGCCCCAUCGCUCCUUCUCUCCCACAGUUCUUGUAGUUGGCCCUGAUUUUGUUUCAACCCUGCCAUUUUGAUUUCUUUUCCUUUGCAAAUUCCCAAACCUGAUAAAAGACCAAGAAGGCAGCUUUUGAAACAAAGAGGUAUGCAGUUAAAUUGCAAUGGGGGAGGUUCAGAAAAGGGAAGGGGGGAGGGUUGCAAGAGCAUUAGUUUUGCAGCUUGCACUCUCAUUCUUCCCCAAGCAUCUCUCCAAUCUUUCUCAGAGUCUUCUUGCUUUGCAAGAUGUAAUAAGGUAAAGGACCCCUGACAGUUAAGCCCAGUCACAAACGACUCUGGGGUGUCCUCCUCAUCCUAGACCACACAAUUUUCUACCCCUUUCUUGGGAGUAGCUGUUCAGCUUGUUGAUUAUAACUCUUCUGCAAGACAGCUUGCCCCACUCUGAAUCUGGCAGAUAAAGGACUUGGCCUACUUGAACUGCACCAGUGGAACUCCUUGCCACAAGCUCACACAAAGGCUUAGAGAAAAUUUAACAGGAUUGAUACAGAAAAGAUCAGCUGUAUCUCAUGACAACUCAUACAUUCAUAGGUGGAAUUAAGUUUGGAGCCAGGAUUUGGUGUCAUUUUCUCUGGGUCUGAUUUGCAAAUUGCAUCCUGUCAAGAUGUAAGUGUGAAAUGUGCAAGGGGGUUGGGGGGGGGAGAGAUGUGUGUCUCUUUCCUCUUCUUUCUCUCCCCCACCCCCUUCCCACUGUGAAGAAUCUCACACAAGAGACUGAAGCAUUUGAGUCACCCUUACAAGUUUGGUAUUAUUAGAAACAUUCUGAGGCCUGAGAGAGGCGAUUGGGGAGGGGGGAUUAUUACAAAAAAUAGGAAGAAUUAUCCUUCCUUGAAAUGAGGUUGAAGAACUGGGUCUCUGUCCUCAGCAUCCACAUCAGCCUUUGGGUACUAGGCCUGGCUCUUCAGAAAUGCCAGUUAUUAUAUUGCCAAUUUCCUUAAUGGCUUUGGGCAUCACUCUUUAAUAGGAAGGUGGGGCUUCCCAGUAGCUAGAGCAGGUUGCCCUGGGGGCUGGAUAAUGGUCUCCUGGCCUUUGCUGUAAUGGGGGUGGGUGGGGGAAUGAAAUGUAACAGUGGAUUCUUUUCUGUGACCCCAGACGCAGGGCAAGCCCUUCCCUUCCCCACCCCUUUCCUUUGUUGAUUCAGAUUUGGGUAAGCUUUCUGUUGUUUUCCCUUUUUUUUUUGCUUUGUGCCUGAGGCCAGAGUGGGACUCCAGCAGCCUUGGGUGCUGCCACAGUGUAGCGAAACUAUACAGACACAAGCCUUUCAUGUGUACAACCCAUUCAGUUUUUUGAAGCACCGUUUCCUCUCCCCUCCCCAACCAAUUAUUUUGCUUUGUUAGCUAAUCCAGCGGCAGGAGUUUACUUGUGUGCAUUUAUCAUUGUUGUUGCAAUGGCACCUGUACAUCAUAUUCUCCUCCCUGCAAUGUUUCCCCUUUAAAAUGUGAUUUAUCUGCUAUUCUAUACUGCCCUCUCUGUCCUGGGGAGAGAACCCAGGAAUCCUAGCUCCCAGCCUUCCCUUCUCUAAUACCCUGGACUCACCCACUUCUCCCUUGAGCAAAAAGUGGGAAGGAAGCAAUAAGGCAAAACUGAAAAGAUGGUCUUUCUGGCUUGCCUUCAUGAUCCAGGCCUGGAUUGUUGAGUGGCAGUGCCAUGAAGAGGUAUAACAGGGGUGUGAAUAAAGGGAGUGAAGGUUUGUGCUGGGGAGGUGUGAGCCACUUCUGGUUUGCUUUGUUUUUCUUUUCUUAUGCCUGGCUGUCUAGCACUGUAUUUUACACUCCUCCAGCACGCAGGAAGGCUAAAGAAACUCAGACGGGUCUGAACACUUCAGCUGGAAACCCAGCUAUUCUUAAAGACAGUGCCUACGUGUGUGUGUGUGUGUGAGAGAGAGAGAGAGAGAGAGAGAGAGAGAGAGUUGUGCUUCCAUCUUGCAAUCCAGAUUUUCAUCCACAAAGGAAGCCUUGGUUUGUUGCUUCCAAUAGGAGUUGGCUGACUUGCGCGGCUUGAAAACAAAAUGCUGUGCUUGAAAAGAAGCCUCUUGGAAAUCCUGGCUUCUUUUAGGCAAAAGCAGAACCUAGUGCAGUGGUACCUCAGGUACCUCAAGAACUUAAUUCGUUCCGGAGGUCCGUUCUUAACCUAAAACUGUUCUUAACCUGAAGCACCACUUUAGCUAAUGGGGCCUCCUGCUGCUGCCGUGCCGCCGGAGCCCAAUUUCUGUUCUCAUCCUGAAGCAAAGUUCUUAACCCGAGGUACUAUUUCUGGGUUAGCGGAGUCUGUAACCUGAAGCGUAUGUAACCUGAGGUACCACUGUAGUUGUGCAUACAGUCUCUCUCUCCCUCCUUUGGGCUCCCUUCCCCAGCUCUCUUCAGCCCGAGAGGUCGGAGCAGAAGGAUACAGGAGCUGACUCGGGGUUUUGAGAAGGGACAGGAAUCCUGUGGUUGGAGGAGGAGGAGGAGGGCUGGGCGACUGGAGCCUGGAAGUGAAGUGGCAGGAUUUAGGACUGGGGGAUCAGAUGUGUUAAAACAUAAUGUUUAGGUGCUCUUUACCCCAGUGUGCUGUGGUUGCAGGAGAAACUUGAGCUCGCUUGCACCAGGUGCUGCCCAUCCUUGUCUCCUGCCUGCUUAUUCCGCCCCUAGGAACGGUUCUGCUCUCCCUCCCCCAUCUUCCUUCAUUACAAAGCCUCGAGGAACGCUGCUGGGUUGACAUAAAAGCAAAGCCACAUCCUGGCUCCAGGGAAAGCCGCAGGGGGACUAUCUGGGGGACACAGAGCCCUGCUCAGGAUGGGGAGAAGAAGGCCCGGCCCCUCUAACCCCUGCUGUAGGAGACACAUGUGGUCCAGGGAGACCGGGAGCCAGGCCUCUUUGGCUCUGGGACAGGGGAGCACAGUGGUUCUGAAAAAGAGCACAGCCUGCAGUUGCAGUGAGUCAAAGGAAACCGAGAUUCAGGUUAGCUUAACUCAGCACUUCAUUUGUCAGUGCUUUCUCUUUUGAGCAACUGUAUUAAUGGGUGGGGGGAGCCAUGGGAAAGGACCCCAGGAAAGGAAGCACAAACUUAAAGGCAGGGCUGUUGACUUUAUAAAGAAGUUUGCGUUUGUGACAACAACUAUCAUGCCAAUUUAUUUAAAUCAGUAUGCCUAUUGCAAAACCUCCACGUGCCUUUUGAUAUAUUUAAAGAAGUGUGAGGUCACUUACAAUUUCAGAAAAUGGGCAAGGCCGCACUCCUAUGGACGCUUGCCUGGGAAUUUACAGAAUUACUUAUUUCUGAUUAUACGUGAGUUGGGUUUUGCUGCAAAGCUUACUGUUCAUUGUUAGCAACAAAGGUCCUAUUUCUUUUAUUACAGUAAUGGACCAAACUCAAAAGAACCUUGACAAACAAACAAGAGUGUCCUCACUGGAUUGUCCCACAGAUUAAUCCAUGGACUUUAAUUCUUGCCUUGCAGCCUUGUUGGGGGGGGGCACUCUUUGAAGUGUCCCCUCACUUCUCUAGCACUGUCUAAUUGACAUGGGCAGGUCCUAGACCAGGGGUCUGCAACCUUUAAGACAAAAAGAGCCACUUGGACCCGUUUCCGAAGAAAAACAACAACUGGGAGCCGCAAAACCAUUGCGACAUUUAAAGCAUGCACGCCGCUGCCCUCCGAUCUGACAGCGGGCAGGAAGGUGACGUUGGGACAGUGCGUGACUAAUGCACGCACCGCCCCAUGCGACGUCACAGCCAGUACAGUGCCAGCCACAGUGGGGAGUGUCGGGGCACACAAUGCGCCUCCUCCCCUCGCUAGUAUCCGCCCCGGAUCCGCGGCAAAGGUGUAAAAGAGCCACAUGCGGCUCCGGAGCCGCGGGUUGCAGACCCCUGUCCUAGACUGUGUUACUGGUAGGUGCAGACUGGGAACUCAUGUUUUGUCUCUUGUUCUAUUUGAGUCUCAAAACAUGGGGCAGGGGUUCAUGCUUCCUUCCCCAGCUGCCUGCAUGGUGCACCUUCCUGACAUAACCAAAAGAGGAUUAUGGAGAAAAUUAGGAUUUGGAACUAGGGAACCAUGAGGCUCAAAUUUGGGAGAGUGAAGCACAGGGCCCAUCAUGAGGCUGCUGCAGAGGUAAAAUGAGUGGCUUCACUAUACAAAGAGGUUUUCUGCAUUACUAAGGGUGGCAGAAAGGGUGGCGCUGUGGGUUAAACCACAGAGCCUAGGACUUGCCGAUCAGAAUGUUGGCAGUUCGAAGCCCCGCAACAGGGUGAGCUCCCGUUUCUCAGUCCCAGUUCCUGCCAACCUAGCAGUUCAAAAGCACGUCAAAGUGCAAGUAGAUAAAUAGGUACCGCUCCGGUGGGAAGGUAAACGGCGUUUCUGUGGCCUGCUCUGGUUCGCCAGAAGCGGCUUAGUCAUGCUGGCCACAUGACCCGGAAGCUGUACGCCGGCUCCCUCGGCCAAUAAAGCGAGAUGAGCGCUGCAACCCCAGAGUCGGCCAUGACUGGACCUAAUGGUCAGGGGUCCCUUUACCUUUAAGGGUGGCAGAAUGGGAACCAGGCAUAUUGGACCUGUGGAGCUUACUCUGGUGGGAAGUUCUCCCAUGCAACCCUCGGAAAUGAAUCAGGGCUCAGCAGCGCUUGCAUAGGAGAACUGGCUUCCAGCUGGACUGUGCCUCAGGGUUGGCUAGCGAGAAAGGGUCCCCUUGUGCCGUGGGCAUGGAAACGUCUUGAGGCCGUGUCUGCGGCAGCAGAGACCCCUCUGGUCCAAAACCAGGGGCACCUCUGGAAGAUUCCUGCUCUCUUUCCUUGCUUGCAGUCUUACUGAGCCGGCCCCACCAUUUUUUUCCAUCCAUCUGGGUGAGAAGAGCUAUCUUUAGAAAGGGGCCGGGCUGGGGAGCUCUGGGCCUGUAGUUCACUGUGUCAGCAACAGCUGCCAGGCUCUGUGCGGGGAGGGGAAGCCUGGGCCUGAGACGGGAAAGGGCUCUCGGAUGGGAGGGGAAGGGCGUUGAGGGCCGUAUGCUAACAACCGGAUCCCAAGACUUGCUGUGCCAGCAAGUAAAAUAAUUUAGGAUGGGGCGUACGAACUGCUGUGCCAACGCUGCGUCAUUGUGACAUUUCACUGGCACUGCUGGGAUCGCUGUCUUGUCGCUUGAUGCUGUUGCCGAGGUUUGGGGGGGAGGAGUUUGCCCAGGUGUGACCCCUACCCUUUCCAAGUGCAUUCUAUUGGAAUAUUAGCGUGAGGCCCAAAGGAAGUGCUUCUUAACAAAAGUCAUAUUUAACUAUACAGCGUCAGACAAUUUUAAUCAUUAACAUGUCCCUGAGUCUGUUCUGUCAGGGUAGAUAUGCAAAUAAGUAUAGGGCCGGUGCCUGCACUGAGCAUCCUCAGGCAGCAGCCAGGAACCUUUAUUUAAGUUCCCCACUUAAAUUUGGGGGGUGGGGGCAUUGUGAGUAAUGUAUGUGGUGCAUUGCCAUAUUGCCAUGUAAGCCUGUGUGCAGGGGUCUGUGCACACAUGCAAAGGUAUGGCAGAUGUCUUCAAAGCAGGCAUAGGCAAACUCGGCCCUCCAGAAGUUUUGGGACUACAACUCCCAUCAUCCCUAGCUAACAGGACCAGUGGUCAGGGAUGAUGGGAAUUGUAGUCUUAAAAAAACAUCUGGAGGGCCAAGUUUGCCUAUGCCUGCUUUGAAGGCUGGAGAAGGCUCCAGUUAUGUACAUUGUGGCCUCCAAACCCUGCAACGAAAAAACCCAAAUUCUUUAGCCAGAAGAAAUCAUGCUGAUGAAGAAGAUUCACAUGCAUAAUAAAUAUUAUUUAAUUGGGAUCUAAAAAUAGCUUGGUGCCGCAAGAGUGAAAUCAAAAGACAAGCCCUGCCCAUAGCUCUGCAGUUUGCAAAUACAUGAUGAAGGGAAAACAGGAACUAAUUGGGGGUGGGUGGACACAUUAGAAUGAUUGCUUGUGCAUAAUUGUUUCCAAGGUUGAAGUUAAAAUACUUCAGAUAUUCUAGGGGAAGGACUAGUCCUUUUUUAAAAACGCAAAAAUUAAAAAUUGUCCACGUUCACUUUCACACAGCUCACUUUGACAUAUGGCCCUCAGAGCGUUGAGCAUGGGUCAUUAUGGCCCUCCAAAAAUGUUAGCCAUCCUUGGACUAGACAAAUGGAAGGAGUGCAUGAUGUGAGUUGGUGGGAGAUGAUCUUUAGGGACAGGAACUGGCAACCAUGGGAGGAAGAGUAAGAAGUGACGCAGCUCCCACCAGUCAGUCCUUUAGUUCUCACUCCCAACUGAGAUGAAGCCCUGGGCAGAGGAAUUCUAUACUCCACCACCAUGUGGGCAGAACAGCUCUUGUCUCUAAUUCAUGCUCAGCCCACUCCAGGAGGAAACGUUUUGACAGUAAGAGCUGUUUGACAGUGGAACAGUCUCCCUCAGAAGGUGGUGGACUCUCCUUCCUUGGAGGUUUCUAAGCAGAAGUGGGAUGGCCAUCUGUCAUGGAAGCUCUAGUUGAGAUUCCUGCAUUGCAAGGGGUUGGACUCUUGAGGUCCCUUCCAAUGCUAUGAUUGUAUGAUAAAGGGUUAAACACAGUUGAAAGAAACGUUUUUUAAAUUCUGCAAAACUCCAGUCCUUCUCUUUGGCAAUGCUGCCAUUGCCUGCCAGUCCCACAUUGCCCAUGAUGGAAGGAACUGGCCCAUGCUGGUCAACCUGGGUAUGCGUCCACAGUGAUACCACGUCCCCUUAGCGCACGAAGCAAUGCCACGGUGGCCGCAGAUGAUGAACCCCAGCAGCACAGGCAGCCAGUGUGCAGCUUCCAAAAGACUUCAGGUGCCCUGCAGGGUGGGGUCCUAAGUCUCACAUACCACAGUGCCUACAAGUGUGCAGACUCAAAGACCCAGCCAGUCUCCCACCUGUGCAGCCCAUGGGACCGUCUCUCCUCCAGCAGUUUGGCUGAGAAGCCAGUCUUGCUUGCCAGCACCCAACACGGCUACUUACCCCUUCAUACACUCUGUCAGAAGCACCCCUCAGAGGCCGACCCCCACAACCAGAGACAGCAAAUGCAGUACAGUGGUACCUUGGGUUAAGAACUUAAUUUGUUCUGAAGGUCCAUUCUUAACCUGAGACUGUUCUUAACCUGAAGCACCACUUUAGCUAAUGGGGCCUCCCGCUGCUGCCAUGCAAUUUCUGUUCUCAUCCUGAAGCAAAGUUCUUAACCCAACAUACUAUUUCUGGGUUAGUGGAGUCUGUAACCUGAAGCGUAUGUAACCUGAAGCGUCUGUAACCUGAGGUACCACUGUAUUCGUUUCCCUACCUCCAAGGGUCCCAUCCUGAUGCCAUGUACCACCAGUCUGAAGGAGAGGGAACCCUGCUCACUAACCCACGCCAAAUACAGAAACAAUAUGUGGAGUAUUGAUGGCGAUCUUUACUGAACGGCACCAGCAGGGAUGGAGUGUAACCCACAAAGACUGCCAACCAGUCACCUGGGCUGGGCUCUUGCGCUGGUUGGCAAUGCUACAGAGGAGCAGUUGGAAACCCAGUGCUCAUGGCUGUGGUAAUAGGUUGGGUCUUGGUCUGCACAAACCAUGGUGUGGGAUGGCUGUGCUUGUGGGAGCAAGGGGUGAUAUGAAGAGAGCAGUUCAUAGUCCCUGCACCUGGAUGCAGGUAGAAGAGUGAGAAGUGUUGCCUGUGUGCUCAGUCAGUGCUCACGAUAGCAGCGUACCUGGUCUGGGGCUUCUGCCAAAUCCUAAAGCCCCCUCAACUGGUGCAACUCCAAUAAUAGGAUUGUGGCAUACUCAGUUCCUCUCCUAUGUUUUCCCUCCUCUGUGGUUCUGCCCCCUCACCCCCAAUCAUAAUGUGUGUUGUAAGCUCUUCAGGGCAGAAGCCUGCUGAUAUUACUCCAAAAAAAUGUGCAGACGUCCAUUAAAGCAGCCUUGUUACUUGACCCGUGUAUCCUCAAGAUUGCACCAGCCACUUCUUGCGUCUCUUGGAGGUGUGAUCAGGAAUAGCAGUUCCUGAAAUGUGGGGCUCCUGUUUUGUAAUAACUGAAGGGGGAGAGAGCGUACCCGGUUACGAUACGAUAAUUUUUAUUGUCAUUGUCCCAUACAGAACAAUCAAAUUGAAAAAAUCUACAUCAGACAUUCAAAAACCCACAAGCCUGCUAUCCCAGCCUGGUCAGCCCCUAAAAACUCUGAUACCCUAUAAUUGAAUACAGUGGUACCUCUGGUUACGUACUUAAUUUGUUCCGGAGGUCCAUUCUUAACCUGAAACUGUUCUUAACCUGAAGCACCACUUUAGAUAAUGGGGCCUCCUGCUGCUGCCGCGCAGUUUCUGUUCUCAUCCUGAAGCAAAGUUCUUAACCUGAGGUACUAUUUCUGGAUUAGCGGAGUCUGUAACCUGAAGCGAAUGUAACCUGAAGCGUAUGUAACUCGAGGUACCACUGUACAAUAUACUCACAUAAAGACUACCUUACACUGCGUUUAAAACCAAAAUCGCAUUUGGAUAGAAACUGAUAAGGCCAGAAAUACGGCCUGCUCAAAAUGCCAGGCCAGCGCUCCUGAAGUUCAGUCAACUAAGAAGCUGGCAAUCCUGCAGUUUCUUAACUGCUCCUGUUUUUCGAGCCUCCGCCUCCGGCCUUUGAUGACACUCCCCGCCCCCUUCUUCCUCUUAUGUGAAACGCAAAGGGUUAACCCCCCCCCAACAGUCCAACAGAGCAGGGUGAGGGCAGGAUACAUCCUGCUGCACCACCCACAUUUGGCUUCUCUUCCCUCCCUCCAACUUUUUUUCCUUUUGCAGAACCCUUAAUAUGUUCCAUAUGGGCCCAUCAUGUGCACAGAGGCUUCCGAUGGCCCUGGGGCUGGAGCUGUUGGUGGAAUGGACACCCUGAAUUCUGAAUCACACCAACGGCUCCUUCCAGCCCCUAUACAGGGUUUCUUCUUUGAGUUGGCCUUCCCUGUGCAAGGGAGCGGGUAUAAUGAAGCUGAUACGGAUCUCUGUUUACCCCCACCACGCACUGCUUAUACUGGACAUAUUCCCAGGUUGUUUUUAUGUGCUCAGAUUCUAUUUAGUAUUUUGUCUGGAGAUGGAACACUGGGGGUCAGCACGUACUCAAAACUUGUUUUGGGGUGGGGGCUUCUGGAAAGCCUUCCGUAUGGCCACCACUCCUUGCCAGACUUGGUGGGCUUGCCUGCUUCUAAACUUUUUUGGAAAGACCCACUUUCCUUUCACCAGAUUCGAGGACAUGCAUGCAGCAUGCAUUCUGCGGAGUGGAUGCUCGACAGACAAACUGCCAUCAUGCCUCUGGUUCUUGCUUGGAAUUGGUGCCCUGUAAUUUUUACAAGCAGGUCUUUAAUUUGCUGCAAGCUGGACACAGUUUGAGAGAGAGAGAGAAAGAGAAUCUUGUAGGGUGGAGUCGGGAGGUAGACUGCAACCAGCUCAGAUUUUUAAGCAAAGGAGGAGAUUGCCAAGGCCUGAUGCUGAGUCUUGAAAAAAGCCUCCUAACCCUCUUUAUUUCUGAGCCAGCUAAACACUUUCCUCUGGGUCCUGGAUUGCCUUCCCUUCUGGCUAAUGUGGCGGCUAAUCGUGGCAGUAAUUUGUCUGGUUUUUCAGUGCCAGUGAUGGGCUUAGGAAAUAGAUAAGCAACAGCUUUGUAACAUCAGGCGUGGACAUUUACAGGGUUGUCAUGCAGAGGUUGUCAGGUAGGCUCUGUUGGCAGGGCUGGGCGGGGGAUAGAUUCUGUCACGUUGAACCUGCACAUUCUAAUUCAGUUAAUAAGGAUUAUUUAUUUCUUAAGCAGAAGUGCAGUUAGAUAAGUUUAGGUUCUGGAUUUAAUGGUUUUAAAGGGUCUUCCUCUUGAUGAUAAUGUGCAUUACAGGCAACUCCGAAUUUACAUGGAGGUUACGUUCCAAGGCACCACGUGUUAAAUGAAUUCGCAUAUAUUUGAAACACCAUUGAAAAAUCCUGCAAAUGCCCCGUUCUACCCCUUUUUGCAAUGUUUUUGGGUUUGGUGUGAUGAGCGUAUGUGCAGUUGCACACAUUGGACGGGCCUUAAAUGGUCGCUGCCUCUACUUCACUUCAAGAUACAGUGGUACCUCGGGUUAAGAACUUAAUUCGUUCCGGAGGUCCGUUCUGAAACUGUUCUUAGCCUGAAGCACCACUUUAGCUAAUGGGGCCUCCUGCUGCCGCCACACAAUUUCUGUUCUUAUCCUGAAGCAAAGUUCUUAACCCUAGGUCCUAUUUCUGGGUUAGCGGAGUCUGUAACCUGAAGCGUCUGUAACCUGAAGCGUAUGUAACCUGAAGCGUAUGUAACCUGAAGCGUAUGUAACCCGAGGUACCACUAUACUGGCUGUGUGCACAACCAAACUUUUAAAGUACAGUAUAUUGCUCCCCUCAAAGAAUCCUGGGAAUGGUAGUUAAUUCCUCACAGAGCUAGAAAUCCUAACACCCUCAAUAAACUACAGUUCCCAGGGUUCUUGGUGGUGGUAAGAAACGUGUGUGAAAUGUGUGCUGCGCACACAGCCAUGGAGACGCAGUCUUGCUGCAGUUGGGAGCCUUCCUGCGCAUCCUGCUGGGUGGGACCCUAGACGCACUUUGCCCUGAUGGCAACAUUGCCCUCCAAACUUCUCCUCUUAUACUUGCUUUCUGGAAGGUUCUGUAGUGGACCCCCACCCCGUUUUAUUGCAGGCUUAUGGAUGGUGUGUAGGAGUUCUAAUCCAUGUUAGCGACGGUGUGUUGAUUACGUUCCCUCCCGGAGGAUGAAGGCACGGCUUUAUGCAAGUGGUGAAUCAGAGAGAACAGAAAGGGCGUGUGAGUCAAGGAGUCCCUUCGUAAAUAAAAUGCAUAUAUCUCUCAGUGCUUAAUUUCUGCAGGGAAAAGGGGGCUAUGAGGGUCAAACCUGAUUUGAACCAGUUUUCCUUAAUCCUAAGAGUUUGGGGACAGGUGCUAGUCACUCUGUGACAAGGGCAAAGCAGCUAAGCUUCCUUUAUUAUUACAGUACUAACAAAUCUCCCGGUACUGGUACUGAAAUCAGAACUGAAGGUUGAACAUGUGGCCCAAUCGCCUUCGCAAUCUGGCCCGUGGACAGUCCAGAAAUCAGUGUGUUUUUACAUGAGUAGAAUGUGUGCUUUUAUUUAACAUGCAUCUCUGGGUUAUUUGUGGGGCAUAGGAAUUCGUUCAUUCCCCCCCCCCCCAAAAAAAAAAUAGUCCGGCCCCCCACAUGAUCUGAGGGAUGGUAGACCAGCCCACGGCUGAAAAAGGUUGCUGACCCCUGCUAUUCCCACAAUCCUUGUUCCUGUCUAGCCGUAGCCCCUCCUUCAUCUUCCUGCCAACACUGCAGGCCCCAAAUCCCACACACCUCAACCCAUGACUGUGCUCUGCCUUAACUGUUUUAAGUCAGGUCUGUAGCGCAUUUGCUUCCUGCCCCUGGCAGAAAGUCUGGCUGGCAGAAAGACGGAGGGUGUGCAUUAUGGUGCCACCCCACUGACGGAAACAGUGGGGCACAAAGUUAAUUGACCCUGAGAAUGCCAGAGUGAAAGCCAGGAAGAACAGUAUGAGAGACUGCAAAGGAUGUUCUCUUCACAGGUUUCUUCAAAUACUCCCACUAAGGAGCACUGCUAUGUGUGUGUGCAUCUGUGUGCAUAUAAAGGUAGACUUGGAGCUGUUUUAUCCCCCCACUGUGAUUGCUGCAAUUUGUAGGAAGGGAUUAAUUCGUCAAGGGGGGGCGGCGGCGCUGGGAACCUGCUUUCGCCAGCAAAGGCUGCGAUUUGCAUUUUUAUUUUACCCAGAAUCCUUUGUGUGGCAGGCUUUCGCUCUUUUCCUCUCCCCCACCCCCCGCAGGUGACAGCCUUAUGUAGGUGACUCCUGGACAGAUUUGACACAAAUACUGCCAGACACAAGUGGCCUUGGAUUGGCAGCGAGGCUGUCUGCUUCUGAAAAGCCUCAAAGCCUUCGCAGCCCUAGAGAGGCUGGGAAUGGCACUUCUCUGUCAAGUCCAUCUCUCCAUGGGAAACGUUAAAGAUACUACAAAAGGGUUUCUUACACACACACACACACACACACACACACACAGGCUUAAUGGUUUUUAAAAGCCCUUCCAGCCUCCAGUUUUGUUAAUGGAAAACGGAGCUUUAAUUGUGUCCCAAGCACUUUCGUACAUAAGUGGUCAGGGAUUUUCCUCGCAACCCCCUGUGACCCCCCUCCCUCUGUGCAGGCUUCUGGGUUCUCUUGACACCCCCACCUCCAUAUCUCAGUCCCCACCUUUGCCUUAUCCAUAUCAGUGUCUAAUCCCUGCUUUGAGACUCAUUAAUCCAUUUGACCCAGCCUGGCUUGCAUUACAGGGGUGGGCUGUGAGUUUUGGGGAGGGGGAGGAUCUUUAAAGCCCUGUGGGACCUGCAAGCAGAGCCUCUGGCAGGAAUAGCAGUGGGGGGGUUGGUGGGGGUCGGGACCCUGAUGCAGAAGGGACCCCUGUGCCAUCUGUUCCUUUCACUCCACAGUGCAGAUGGCGUCAGCACAUUUGUGGAACAGGUAACCCCCUGGGGAAUAGAGAGCUUGAUGGGUUUUCUCUUUCCAUGGGGCAAGGGGAGAGUAGGAAGGGGCGUGGGUUUGCCAUUUGGCUUUUGACCAGCUGCCCCACAUCGCCAGAGCUCAGAUUUGUGUGGAAAGAACAUGGCGACUUUCUCCUUCCCUCCGCUCCCUGCUAACAGUUCUUAACUUUCAUUAUCAUAUAGCCCGGUCAGUGCCCAUGUCACUUUACAUAGAGAGGAAUGGAAGGUCUCUGUCCCCAAGGAGCUUACAUCCUAAAUUUUGAAAGUGGAAGAGAGAACAAAGGGAGAGUUGUGGGUAACAAAGGAUUGGCUUAGGAUGACUUAGAGUAAUGCAGUUAGAUCAGGUAUGUCCAAAGUCUGUUUUGGGGGCCUAAUCUAGCCCGCCGGUCGGUUUAAUCUGGCCCCCUUAGCAGUUUAUUUCCUGGGGGUAAAAUCCUAAAAAAAACUGAACAACAAAAAAAGGUCAACAACUUUGGUUGGCCCUUUGGUCGGCCCUCACAGCCCUUCACUUCAUCAAAUCUGUCCGUCUUUGAAAAAAGUUUGGACACCACUGAGUUAGAUGGAUUUAAGCGUCAGUUGGGGAUAAAGGCUAAAGCCUGCUUAGAAUACCUGUUUUCUUCUUGGAAACCUUCCUGGGUGCGUGGAGCAGAGUGUAGUUACUCAGCUGCCAGCGCAAGGCACUCACCUUGGGCUGCUCCAGAAGUCAGUGAACUCUGCAGCUGAGGCUAAGCCCUACUCAACCUGGGCUCAAAUGGCACCCUGCCCCUCCCAGAAGGUACAUGGAGCAGCCUGGAGGCUCACUCCUGACUCGGGUGCGGCAGGUAGGCAGGCUCCGGAAGUGCAGCAGGCGAGUCAGAGCUAGCAGGGCUGAGCCCUACAGGUGAGGUCACUGGCCGGGUUAAGGUGGAAGGCUCCGUUUUGCCUGUAAACUCUAUUAUCUGUGCGUACAGCUACAGAUUGCGUGGAAGGGCAAAGCACACGUGAAAGGGGGGUGCAUUUAGAAUCAUGUCAGGUGCCGUUAAACACUGGAACUCUUUCCCAUGGGUUGCUAAAAAGUGCUGCAUUUUCGUUUAGCUAGAUUCUGCAGCGAUUGGUCCAUUAAUGGCUGGAAAUGGCUCCAGCGCAGGGGAGGGACUGAUCAUACUGUGUGAGGAAAGCCUGAACUUGAGAGGGUUUGUUAUAUGCUGAAGGAAACCUGUUAAAGGGCAUUACGGAGAUGAUGGUUUUCCGAUCUGUGGGUGACAACUGUGAUAGUCCCAAGAAAAUUGCUUUAAUAGGUCCCCUUAUUAAAGAUUUUCAGAGGAGUUAUAUAUCCAUGGACAUAUCAUUUCUAAUGUGUAAAAUGCUUUACAGUGCUUUGUUCCACCUUCACAAUAGUUUUCUGAAGCAGAGAAUAGUUGCCUCCAUUUUAUAGAUGGUGGACUAACUGCAUCUGAUGGCCAUAAACUCAUGCGUUAGAAUAUGGGUUGCUGUUGAAGUCAUCUAAAAUGUGCUGGGAUUUAAGCUGGGGAACUGCUUUUCUCACACAGCCUCGUCCCUCAGCUAUUUUUCCUUUCAGUGGGGCUCUGAAACUGGAACUAAAGCCCCCUGGGUGAGUGGGGGAUAGGGAGGAGAGGGAAAUGUCAGGUGAGGGAAAGUUUCAACACCUGCUUGCUGCCUGUGCACUGUAAAUUUCCUGCUUUGCUUUCUAUGAAUUCAGCAUGGCCAAUCUUCUAGCACAGGGGCAGUCACCCGGGAGCCCCCUCUCUGGAUGUUGUUUUUCAGCUCCAACUCCCACCCCCCAGCCAGCAUGACCUGUGGUUGGGGAUGAUGGGCUCCACAUUGGCUGUCCCUGUUCUAGCACCUGGUUGUGCCACCAUUGCGCAUAGUUCAGCCCUAAGAGAAAGUGAAUUACACAAGACAGACUGAGGUUCCAACUGCGUUAGAUCCCAAGUGCUGUAUUGAUUCAGGGUCUUCUCUCUCCCACAUGUUGCACUGGUGUAUCCUGUUGUGCCUGGCACUAGAAGUUUUAAUAACUCUUUGCAAAAGAGUUAUCUGUCUGAACAAAGAAUAGACAUGAACAUUUAAUAGUGCAAAAGGACAGAGGGGUUCUGCUCCACAGCUGUUCCUUGUAAUGUGCCAUUGAAUAAGAUCCAUGAUGUGAUCGCAUGGUGCUGUGCAUUACCCCAACUUCACCUCGCAUCAUUAACUGUCAUGGCAGGAAGCGCACGGUGUGGCUACGUGGUGAGGCUAUAUCAUGUCAUGCGCUGCCUUCGAGUAGACAUCACAAGGAACAGAGCAGUGGCUACUCCUAGUUUACAGCCUGAGGAACAGAGGAACGGAAUCAUAAUGAUUAGCCUGAAGUAGUAACAUCUAUUUAUUUGAACACACACACCCCAGACCUGUGCAUUCAUUUUAAAUAUUUGUAUGCCUUCUAUCAGUUUAGUACCCUCAGUUUAAUGAUGGUGUGUGAACUUCUGGGCUUCACCAAACACUUUGUCACACAUAAUGAUCAUUAAACCAGUUUGGUGGACAGACUUGUAAAAUUCUAAACUUGUGUGAACCAUUUUUUUAAAAAAAUACUGGUUCUCCUAAUAAAAUAUACAAUCUAAUCCAUGUUAUUCUCCCCCGCCUCCCGUGGGAACUAUACAAACACCAACAUUUGGGAUAAGCCGACAACUAUUGUUCCAGGUGUGCAGUUCUUUGCACUCAGAUGUUCCCCUCAUUCCUCACUGACCUAGACAUAAUUUCGGACUCUGAUCUAGCUCACAACUAGAUUCCCCCUCCUGCUUUCCCCAGCCACACACACAAAUUGCUCCAUAGCCAGUGUUCCACUUCUAGAUUUCGCCACCUUAAAGAGGCAGGUAGGUUCCUGUUUGGGCAGUGCUGUUUGAAACUGUUUGGACUGGCCGUUGCUAGGAAUAGAGGCAGCAGGAGGAAUUUUGACUUCUUCCGCGGGUUCUUAGGAGCUUCAGAGGGACCUGGAAAGCAAGGAAGUGUUUGCACGGGCUUCCCUUCCACAGGGGUGAGUGAAACCCAAGUUUGUAGGCUUCAGCCUUUUCUUCUGGGGAUAAUACUAGUGGGGGAGAGAAGAUCUUAGAUGCAGGGGCUGCUUCCUCAAGCAACAGGCUUUGCCUAUAGUUAAGAACAGUAGCGCCGGAAAGUUCUGGUCCUUGGGCAUAAUCCACCCGGGAAUUCCAUGGAAGCUCUAUUGAAAUCAGUAGUAGCUGGGCAAAAGUUUCCACACAUUUCAGUGGAUCUUGUGCAAGAGACGGUCCGAGUGGAUUGUGCCCCAAAGAAGCUGCUGCCAUUUCUGUUUUCUGUCUCGGGCACCAAAAUGUCCCAGGCCAGGCCCGCUUGGAAGUUGCUGGACCUAGUUCUUUCUCCCCAUUUUGUGGGUAUAUGUGUGUGUGCUUGUUGAUAAUGGAGAAAACAGAACCUUCACCCUCCUGCUGAGAUUGCUUUCAUUGCACUGAGGCUACUAUCAGUUUGAUAGUUCAGUAUCAACUCUUGUCAGUUGGUCACCCAGAAUUAGUAAGAGAGAGAAUAGGUUAUAGCUUUAUUUUAGAUCAUUUCCUGUUUCCUGGCAAUUAGAAGUUCAUAACUUCGUGAAAUAGAAAAACCACUAAUUUGAGGAGAGAUUAUGGGGUCCUGGACCAUUACAAAAAUGUGCAGCUCCUUGCUAGUCAAAUGUCUGUUAUUUUAGAUAAGUAAACAGAACUGAAGUUCCAGUUCAGAGAAAGCUAUUCAUCCUCGGGAGUGCCAUUGAAAUCUAAAGGAAUAAAUGAGCUGCGGCUGAUUUAAAUCUAUUUUAUUUCAGUGGGUCUUAAGUACAGCCAACCUUUUUUUCUGAAUUGGUCUGAUCAUCACUUGCUAAGUGCCCAAAGGCCUCGACCAGUUGUGGAAUCCAUGUUAACACACACACACACACACACACACACACACACAUUGUGAGUGAGAUAAACUGCUCUCUCUUUCUCUCAAAAUAUCUUAAAGAGUAUAAUUGUAGGCUGAGGUGUGAUCUACUUGUGGGUCUCUCUCCACCUGUUGAAAACUAGUCAAGCAGAGGAGGAAGGUACAGAACUGUUUUCAGGAACCCCCAAGCAGCUUUACAAUUUCUUCCUAGACAGGCCCAUUUGUUCCUUCAAGCCUGACCUGGCUAGAAAUGCUUUUAGGCGGAAUAUGCAUAUUUGCCUGGGCAACGUUCCAGACUUUGGACUUUUCUAUGUUACUUCCUUGCUCCGCACUCCUGUCUAGAUAGCUCUCCUUGCUUGUCCUCUAAUUUCCCAGUUUGCCUCACACUCUUGCAGUCUCCCAGUCUCCUGACCCAUCUGCCAGCCGUCUGGUUUGGGUCUUCCCCAGUACAGUCAAACCUUGGUUGUCGAACGUAAUCCGUUCCGGAAGCCCAUUCAGCUUCUGAAAUGUUCGACAACCGAGGCGCGGCUUCAGUUUGCUUGCAGGAGCUUCUAGCACUCCAGCGGAAGCUGCAUCGGACGUUCAGCUUCCAAAAAAAGUUUGAAAACUGGAGCAUUUACUUCCGGGUUUUUGGCGUUCAGGAGCUGAAAUGUUCCAAAAUGGAGCCGUUCAGGAACCAAGGUUUGACUGUAUUAGAAACUCACAUAUAUAAGCUAAUCGCCAAAUAGAACCCUAAACCUUGGUUAUGGUCACCACAACAGAAUGUCUAGGUGCCAUUUUUUAUGGGGGUUAUUGUUGUUGUCUCCCAUAAAAAUGGUGCCUAGACAUUCUGUUGUGGCAACUAUCAUCAUCAUCAUUAUUAAUGAUAAUAAUUUUUAUUUCUAUAUCACUUUAUAUUUUAAAGGAAAAAAUAUCAAAGCAGUAUACAACAUGUUAAAACAUCAGAUAAAACAAUUCAGAAUGAAACAAAUUAAAGUUCCAAGGAAAAUAUUUCAGAUCCGUCUCUAAGGGACAUUUGGCUUUCCCCAUAUUUAUUUACCUACUUUAUUUUAUGCCACUGCCCUAUAGCAGAAGUACUCUAGGAAGCCAGUGUGGUGUAGUGGUUAGAGUAUCAGACUAGGACCUGGGAGAUCAGAGUUCAAAUCCCCACUCAAACAUGAGUUGGACCCAGGUCAGUCUCAAAAUGUGCCAUGUGCUGGUGGAGCUUCUGAUACUGGUCUUCUCUUGUCCCAGGUGGGAGAUUUCUCAGUUUGGGCUUUUUGCUAAUCCUCAGAUCUGCUUCUGCAUGAACUUCCUGUGCUUCCUUGAUGAAGACCUUCCCCCAAACUGAUGCCUCUGAAGGGCACCAAGUUGGCGAAGGCUGCUCCCGGCCCUGUACCAUUCUGGCCUGGCUUUGGUUCUCCUGACAGACUUUCGCCUUCUGCUCUUGGGCUGCCUACAGCCAAGUACACGUGGUUAUUUAUUUCUUUUCCUUCAAAGGAAUGUGGUUUUAAAGACCCCCCUCCCCCCCUUUUCAGGGCCUAGGUCUAUGCUAACAGUUAAGAUUGUCUGAAUAGCUAUCUUCACUCUAUCUCAAAGUGUCUUUUAAAAAAAUCUACCCCCACUUCCUUCCCUCUGUAUGGAAGGAUUAUCCUCUUAUCUUUUUUAAAAAAAUGUCAGAGGCUUUAAACAUAGUUGAGGACUGCUAUCCCUACGUAGAUCUUGCUCUUCUUUAAUUUGCUUGACCUUUGGUCCCAGUUCCCGUCCUUACAAGUCUGCCAUCUAAAUCAUUUUGCCGUCUUUGUUGCUGUGGUGUGAUCUGGUUCCUUAAAACGUGAUGCCCCACAGUGUGAGUCAGUGGUGCUUCGACUGCGGCCUAACCUGCCUAAAGUUUGCAUGUUAGUGCCAACUCCAUUUUACUCAAUAGAGGAGGUUCUUCUCUAUGUAAACAGAAACUUUCUUUGGUAACCAUUUACCAUAGAAGGCAUGACUAAUCUUGUCCUGUACAGUAUAAGCAACUAUCUGCAGAAUGCAUGGGCAGGAUAAGGAAAUGGGCCUUCUAUUCUUGUGUAGGGUGUUCAUGCUUUUAGUUCAGACUUCCUCAAACUCGGCCCGCCAGAUGUUUUGAGACUACAAUUCCCAUCAUCCCUGACCAGUGGUCCUGCUAGCUAGGGAUCAUGGGAGUUGUAGGCCAAAAACAUCUGGAGGGACGAGUUUGAGGAAGCCUGCUUUAAUUCCUUUAUCUCAAAGCGCCAAUUCUAUACUUGUCCUGAAGGUGUACAGAAUUUAGGGGUGGUAUCUCACAGCCGAGAGAUCAAGUAGUGUUCUAGGUUCCCGUGCUUCCAUCCUGAUGCCCUUCAGUCAAGUUACCACCGCAGAAUUGACAGGGACGACAAGACCUUCUUAAACAGUAUAUUAGUCACUGGUUGCAAUUUUCCUUCUUAAGCUUUACUGUGGAGACUUGAGACUUUAAGGAGGUUUCUGAGGGAGAUCUUGAGGCCAGUUUCAGCAACCCACCAAAUCAAAUGGUAAAGCUUUUCUUGGGUGGGUGCUACUUCAAGAGCAUGCAAGGAAAGGAAGGGAGAACUGGAUUGCCCAAGUGGGUUCUAGGACACCACCGGAUGGGUGUUGUUCUGCCUUGCUUGAAGAGGCGGAAAACGUAUCUCUUGACUGUUUGUGAGUGAAACGUUCCAUCCCUUCACAUAGAAAACUAAUAUGUCAGUGAGAAUGGCUCUGGUUAGACUUCCUGACAGGCUGGUUUUCUACAUACAGGGAGUGUUUUUAAUUAUUUGCAAUAAAUUUAAUCAUACAGGCUGAAGUGUUACAGUCUAGGAAAAGUUUCAUAAGCUGCAGGAAUUUUGAAUAUGUUUAACUUAAGAUCUCAGGCUGUAGGGAGAUGUUGCUGUGUCCCCUUGGAAGAAGCAUUGAGUCUUCAUUGUGUAACUGGGCUCCUUGCUUGCUUAAUAUGUUUUUUUGAUCUAGGCCAGGCUGGAUAUGUAAGUUUCCAGCUGCGGAUGGGUGGGAAGCAUUUUAAUCUGAAAAACAGUACUGAGGAAAAGCAUUCACAACCAUACACCUGCACCACAGUCCCAGUUUGAAUCCCCACAUUCUCAACUGCCUUUUGCUAACAUGUAAAGCAGGAACCCUCCGUAUGUUACUGGAUUCCAACUCUCAUUGGCUUCAGUCAGCAAGGCCAGUAGUACUCAGGAUUAUGGGAGUUGUAGUCUAGCCAUAUCUGGAGAGCCAUGGGUUCCCCACUCCUGAUGUAGAGAUGGAAAAUCCAGUAAUGGGUCUUGGUUAUCUAGUCCAGUUAGGCUUGCAAUACUGGAAUUGUUCAUCUAUUUUGCAACAUCAUGGAGCUGCUGGUGAAUAUUUUCUUUGGGUGAACCUGUGUCAAAGUGCCCAAGGAUGUAAUUCCCAGACUACAGGCAAGGAAGAAUAGGUAUAGAGGCAUUUGGGUGGGGUGGGGGUAGGCAGGCAGGGAGAUGCAAGGUUGCUAGCUGCAAACCACAAAUGGGCAUGGGGCAGGUCUGCUCUUGAAGGAUUUCUAAGACAAUCAGGACACUAGACUAGGAGCAUAUCAAAGUCUGAGAGAUCCUUCUUGAAGCAAUACAUACUGCCAGGCCUUCCCUCCCGUCUAAAAGGUUGAGCUCCAUUUUCGAGAUCUGAAAAAAACCACAGUUUUGAACUGGUACUUUACAUUUUUAUCUCUGCUUUAAUCAUGUGUGUAUAUAUUUGGCCCAGUUCUUCAAUUUUUAAAGGACCGCUUUUCAUUCCAGUCCUAUUUUCCAUAGUUGUGUCAUUUCUGUGAUAAUAGCAUGGAUACCAUCCCUGCUAUUUUAAAAAAUGCUGAACAAUUUGAGAGCCAAGAGCUUCAUUCAUAAUUGCUCUAGGGUUGCAGUUUUCCAGCCAAUAGUGAACUCAUUCUGUGUUCGCUCUCCCUAGUUUAUAUAUAAGAUAUUAUGCGGGACCAUGUCAAACAACUUGCUGUGUUAAAAUAAAAAUAAAAAAUAAACAGGAGUGCCCCUCCCAUAUCCACCAAUAUAAUACAUCUCUUGUCUUAACUACCAAGUCAGUUACACCAUUAAAAAAAAGAAAUUUUAUUGCAUUAACACAAGCAACCAAGUAAGCAUAAAGGUUUCCUUUAGGUGUUUCAGAACUGUCUCUUUAAUUUGCUUUAAUCGACUCGUUGGAACAUAGCUCGUAAUUUGACAUGACUCAUUUUGUAUUAAAUAUUCUGUUAAUACUUGCUAAGUCAUUGGAGGAGGGGACAACUCUUUCAUGGAUAUGAGCUCUGAGUUCCUUCAUUGAAUGGUUAACUUUUAUUUAAAAGAGGAGGAGCGGAAGAAGUCAUAGUCAUAGUCAUUAUCUUCUUUAGCUCAUUUAGAUAUGGCGAUAUCAGGAAAAACACGUAGACAGUAUUCUGCCUCAGUUCCUCAGUGAGAAGCAAACCUAUUCCCAACACUGCAGAUUUCUGGCUAGAGGCAGUGGGAUGAUUGUACUUAAAAGUAAUUUAUUUUAUAAUUGUAACUGUGUUUCAUUACUUGGCUUUGGGUUUUGGUUGUUUCAUUUUAAUCUGUUCAGUAGCCUCCGGUGUACAGUAUGUUUAACUAUCCUGCCAGACACACAGGCCUUUUCCUCUUUAGUCAUCAGGGUGGGUCACUUGUCUCCCAAGAAUUCCUAGGCAUAAAGUGAUGGACUAUGUUCCAUUUCAUAACCACCUGUUUUAAUUUUUGACCUGAAGCUAUACCUUUUGGGUAGGGAAUAUAAUCUGCAAAGUCUUCCGGUGGAGCUUUUUUUAUUAUCUUAGGGCAGAAGAGGGAGGAGACAGGAUUUAGGAGCAGCAGUUGGGUCUCAUGUGCCGAGUGAUGUCAGGUUGCUUUUGUGUUGCUUAGAUCAUGGGUAGGCAAACUAAGGCCCGGGGGCUGGAUCCGGCCAAUUGCCUUCUCAGUCUGGCCUGCAGACGGUCUGGGAAUCAGUGUGUUUUUACAUGAGUAGAAUGUGCCCUUUUAUUUAAAAUGCAUUUCUGGGUUAUUUGUGGGUCAUAGGAAUUCAUUCAUUAAAAAAAAAAAUAGUCCGGCCCCCCACAAGGUCUGAGGGACAGUGGUCUGGCCUCUUGCUGGAAAAGUUUGCUGACUUAGAUGAAGAUGGCUUAGAUGAAUUGCUGUGUGGGACCAGAUCCCCACCCAUUGCCUUCCAGCAGAGGUGUACAGCUAUUGUGGGUUAAUAGGAUCUAUCUUUCACAAAUCUGUGCCAGCUGCUUUUUAAAUAACCACCUUUAAAUCCAUAUACAUAUAAAUGGGUUGUAUCUGACGUUAGCCGUAAUCAGAGUAAACCCACUUAAGUUAAUGGACAUUACUAUCUUAGAUCUAUUAAUUUCAGUGAGUCUGUUCUUGGUAUAGUUUAAUUGGAUACAACCUAAUAUUUUUUGCUCUCUUCUCUUUCUGCUAUAUGCCUGUACAUGUUUGUGUGUUCUAGUUGAGAAGCCACACUGCCAAUUCCAAAUCCAUUUUGGCUGAGCCAGCGUCUGUACGCAUGUAUAUGAACGUUUUCUUCUGCCCAGAAUUGUGUGACUAAACACACACCAGGUGGAUAGAAGUGAACAUUAUCCAUGAUAAAUGCACCACACUGUGUCAGUAGCCAUGUGGAAAAUGGUUGCCUGUAUCAUCCUGUCAAGUGGCAUGGAUUUUUUUAAAAAAACUGCACACCUGGUACAGAUGUGUGGCAAAAAGUUCAUCUGAAUCCAUCCGAAGCCUUUUGUGUGCCUUCACAGGCUUUCAGUGUAGUCCUGAAAAACUAAUAAAUGGUAGUGGACAAAUGGGAAAACUAACCUUUAUCUCUCUUGACAAGCUUCUUUCUCCACCCUUCUCUUCCACCCCAGUGAAUGUCGCAAGAGGGCACUGGGCUUACUUAUAUCUGGGUGGCAUCAAGCAUUUCCUGUUGCUGUUUUGCUUUUGCUUAAGAGGCAAUAAAGUUUCCGAAGUUUGGCAUUUUGAUUGGUGUGUCCAUUAAGUCUUCUAGGACAGUGACUUAAGCCACAGAGUGCCAACAUGGAGACCAUCUUCUUCUGUUCCUAGCCCCUACUCCAUAAUUUCUGCUUCUCAUUUUGACCAGGGGUUCUCCCACAACGUUAUUCAGAUCUUCCUAAAUAGAAGAAAGCAGUUCCUUGCUCUUGGAGUAGCUGGUGUAUUUGAGUCAUGGAAGUGUUGCCUAGAAAUCCUUCCCUUACGUAGCCUCUGGGGCUUGGAGGGGACAAGUUGAAGUUGAGGUUGUUUCUCCUCUGUAUAUUUCAAAACCCUACAGAAGAUUAUAUAGAACGGGGAGGGUGCCCAGAGGUGCAAUUUCUUAACUUUUUUGAGAGCUUAAUUUCCAGUGACUUUCCUAGUUUUCUAAGGUAGGCUGCACGGAGAAGAAACACUGAGAUGAUCUAUUUAAAAUCCUGUUGGGAACUUCUCCCUGGGACAAGCCCUGGCAAGACAUCUAGGUGGAAUUGCAUCUCUCGGCUUCCAACUCGGUUAAGUGAAGGAUUUGGAAUAUUACCAACAGCUUGGAACCAAACUAGUUAUGAUGUUAUUCAUGUCUUCAGCCCUUGUGUGACUUUUAAAAUAAGUAAAUGAUUUGUGUGGAGCCAGACUGAGGUCAUGGUGGGGGUGUUGGCUUUAAUCCUUUCCCCCCUAUUUUGAUCUCGAUCAGAACCACCUUACGAUCUUUAGAUGAAGGGGAACAUACAAAUUUAAUAAAGAGAUAAUAAAACCUGGUCCCUCAUCAUUUGCAGUGGGAGGAAAGCGCCCAUUGGCACCAAGGGGGACUUUUCCCCACUGCAAAUAGCAGGUGCAGGAGGCCCAGUUCUGAUAGGACCAUGAUGCGGACACAGCACGAAAGCUCCCAUCCUAACCAUGCCACUGCUCUGAUCUAGAUUCACACAAACACACUCCACCCUGGCAUUGUUGUUGAUGUUGUUGUUUAGACAGCCAUGUUUGCAUCAUCAUCAUCAUUUUCUGGUCUUAACAUGUAGCUCAUGUUACAAGGUGACAUUCUCCUGGUAAUUAUUCCUUAUGUGUUCCUGUGAGCAUGCUCCUUGCAGUGAAAUUGAGGGCCUAAUAAGAUGUGGUGUGAAUUGCAUGUUAAAGUGUGUUUUGGGGUGUGUUUGUAGGGAAACCUGAGCAGCCACAGGACCAUGGAGGUGGGGGAGAGGCAGUUUGACACCCUAUCUCUCUCCCGCCCCCCUUUCAUGGUUCAGAUAAAAUCUGUGCUGUUUGCAUUUCAAGUGAAAUGCAGAAAGCCACUUGAAAUGAAAUAUCAGCUUCAGGGAGUUUUGGUGGGAUCACAGAAGUGGGAGACAGACAGACAGAGAGACAGAAACUUCCUCUUACCACCCCCUGAGGCUAUGCAGGCUUUGCCAUAGCUGCCAUUUUACAUAACAAAAAUUGAUAUAAUGCCUAGCUUUGCCUUGAGAUGCCUUUAGACAGCCCUUCGAUGCAAAAUAAACAUGGUCCGUUUCUUUUCAUUGUUUUACCACACUCAGAAGGUUAGCUCAAAAGAAGAUAAAUAUGAGAAAUUACAAACAUAUCCCACCUCAUGGUGAGAGUUUCCUGUGAUAAAAACUUCUGUUAGCUUGUCAUUAGCCUUAUACUCAGCCAGGCAUGAAAAGAAAGGAAGGGAGUCUAUGCAGACAGGAUUCCAAUGGAAAGGAUAUAUACUGCUUAUUGUCUGUGAAUUGAUUUGUUAUCAAACGUUCUCUAAUAAAAAGAUUUCAGAGCCGAGGAUAGCAAUUCUAGCAGGUAAAAGGUGCACCUCUCAGAAUCAUUGGAAAUGAUGGUGUGUAUACUAUUCUGUGAGAGAAGUACUGGUAGGUAGGAACUGUUUCUCCUUACCAGGGUUGGAUCAAGACAUUUUGGAGCUUGAGACAGAGAAUCCAAAUUUCAAUGAGCCUUGUGCCUAGGAACCUCCUUCUGGAUUGUCCUCCAUUGGUACAUUGUGUACCUGAACUCUUUAUUAUUGUUUUUAAGAUAAAGUCUCUCAUCAAAGCCACUCCUGAGUAAGCUUGGCAGUCAUGGACUAAUAGGAGAGGGCCUCUCAAGGAUCAGGAACGGGUUAAGAAACAGGAAGCAUAGAGAAGAAAUAGAGUCCCAGUGGAGGGAUGUAGAAAGUGGAGUGCCCUGAGGAAGGGAAUUGGGACUGCCACUUUAAAAUAUGUUCAUUGAUGGUCUAGAGCAGGGGUCAGCAAAGGAUAAAAUUUAAAAUAUUGACUGAUGCUAAAGAAAGAGGGGGAUUUGCCCUGCCAGACUUUAAACUUUAUUAUGAAUCAGCAGCUUUCUGCUGGUUGAAGGAUUGGUUACUUCUGGAAAAUACUGAUGUUUUGGACUUAGAAGGUUUCAAUAAUGUGUUUGGGUGGCAUGCAUAUUUGUGGUAUGACAAGGUUAAAGCUCACAAAAUAUUUAAAAACCAUAUUGUCAGGAAAGCACUGUUCAAUGUCUGGAUAAGAUAUAAAGACUUAUUGGAGAAUAAAACCCCAAGGUGGCUAUCACCAAUGGAGGCAAAGGCCCUGAAAAAGUCCAAUAUGGAGGCCAAGUGGCCAAAAUAUUGGGAGAUCUUGGAACAAGAAGGAGAUAAAUUCAAAUUGCAGAGUUUUGAAAAACUAAAAGAUAGAGUGCGUGACUGGUUGCAUUAUUAUCAAAUAAGAGAGGUCUAUAAUUUGGAUAGAAAAAUUGGCUUCCAGGUGGAAAAAUCAAAGUUGGAAACAGAACUGCUAGAUCCCAAAACUAAAACACUAUCAAGAAUGUAUAACUUGCUGCUAAAAUGGAAUACUCAGGAUGAAACGGUAAAAUCUGCUAUGAUUAAAUGGGCACAGGAUGUUGGACACAACAUUAUGUUUGCAGACUGGGAACGGCUAUGGACCACAGGUACGAAGUUUACAGCAUGUAAUGCUUUAAAAGAGAAUAUAAUGAAAAUGGUGUACAGGUGGUACAUGACCCCAGUCAAGCUUGCAAAAAUCUACCAUUUGCCCGAUAAUAAAUGUUGGAAAUGUAAUGAAACUGAAGGUACAUUCUUUCACCUUUGGUGGACGUGCCCAAAGAUUAAGGCCUUCUGGGAAAGGAUAUAUAAUGAGUUGAAAAAGGUAUUUAAGUACACCUUCUUAAAGAAACCAGAGGCCUUUCUCCUGGGCAUUGUUGGCCAAUUGGUGCCAAAGAAAGAUAGAACUUUCUUUAUGUAUGCAACAGCAGCAGCAAGGAUACUUAUCGCAAAGUAUUGGAAGACACAAGACUUACCCACUCUGGAAGAAUGGCAGAUGAAGGUAAUCGAUUAUAUGGAAUUGGCGGAAAUGACUGGCAGAAUCCGUGACCAGGGAGAAGAGUCGGUGGAAGAAGACUGGAAGAAAUUUAAAGACUAUCUACAGAAAUACUAUAAAAUUAAUGAAUGUUAAAUUGAGGUCUGAUUGAAAACUACUGGUAUUGGCAAAAUAAGUUUAAGAGCAUGGAAUAUUUGAUUGAUAAGGUUGUAAAAAUAUUUAUUUAUAAAUAGAUUAAGUUUUUUGAGUUAACAUAAAGGAAGGAGGGUAAGGAUUUGCUGAAAGGAGUUUCUAAAUGGAAAUACAAGUGGGGAGGUGCGGGGAGUCAAAGAACUAAGGAAAGAUAAGAAGGUUAAAUGAAAGUAUAAAUUUUUAAACUUUUCUGUUUCUUUUUUUCUCUCUCUUUUUUCUUUCUUUGUUAUGGAUAUUGUUAUUUUUGUUUUCUUUUUGUUACUGUUAUUGUUGUUUUUUGUCUGUGGAAUUUUUGUAUUUUUGUAUGCUUUGGAAUUUUUGUAAAACCAAUAAAUAUUAUAUAUAUAAAAAAAAAACUUUUUCAGCAGGGGGCCGGUCCACUGUCCCUCAGACCUUGUGGGGGGCCGGACUAUAUUUUUUGGGGGGGAAUGAACGAAUACCUAUGCGCCACAAAUAACCCAGAGAUGCAUUUUAAAUAAAAGGAAACAUUCUACGUAUGUAAAAACACACUGAUUCCCGGACCGUCCGUGGGCCGGAUUUAGAAGGCAAUUGGGCCGGAUCUGGCCCCCGGGCCUUUGCCUACCCAUGAUCUAGAGUUAGAGGUGAGCAGUGAGGUAGCCAAGUUUGCUGAUGAAACCAAAUUGUUCAGGGUCAUUGAAGCAAAGAGGGGUAGUGAUGAGCUGCAAGAGAAUCUCUCAAGACUAAGCGAAUGGACAGGAGUGGCCCACCCAUAUGUCAGGGUGAAGCAGCUGCCCUGCCACCCCCACAGGUGGCAUCAAUGCAGCCCCGGCCUCAGCACUGGUUUCCAGAGUGAUCUCGCUGGAACCUGCCUCUGUAGCUUUGCACCACUGCUGCGCUCCCUAGGUAAGGGCCACUUUGGCAGUGGCAGUGUGGUGGCAGGGCAAGGCGGCACUUCCUGUUUUUACCCCAAGCGGAAAAUUGGGACACACUGCCCCUGGAAUAGACAGAAAAAGUGGCAAAUGCAAUUCAGCGUAAGCAAAUAUCAAGCAGUGUACAUGGUGGUGGGAAUAUAAUUUUACAUAUAUACUCGCGGGAUCUCAACUGGCAGUGACUGACCAGGAAUGAGACCUUGGGGUUAUAGUGGAUAGCUUGAUGAAGGUAUUGACCCAGCUGCGAAAACAGGCAAUUCUGUGUUAGGGAUUUUAUUUUAUUUUAUUUAUUACAUUUAUAUACCAACUUUUUUCUUCCAAGGAACUCAAGGUGGUAUACAUGGUUCUCUCUCCACCCUGCCCCCCCCCCCAAUUUCAUCUUCACAACAACAGUAGGUUAGGCUCACUCAGGGAGCUUCAUAGCUGAGUGGGGAUUCAAGCCCUGGUCUUCCAGGUUAUAGCCCGAACACUCUUAACCAUUAUGCCACACCGAAAAUAAUGUUACCUAUAUCAUAAUGCUGUUGUGCAAAUAUAUGGUGCGUACACACUUGGAAUACUGUGUACCGUAUGAGAGAUGUGUAUAAAAAUUGUGUGAUGUGGUUGGAGAGAUGUUUUACUCCAUAUUGCCUAUUACUAGAACCCAAUGAAGCUGAAUGCUGGGAGAUUCAGAACAAACAAAAUUAAUUACAUCUCCACUCAGUUAAAUUAUAGAAUUCACACCCUCCAGCAUUUGUCCGAUGUAAAUAGGGACGUCCCACCAUCCCCUCCAACAUCUCUCUGAUGAAAAUCGGGACCUCCUAAGGAGAAGCGGGACAUUCCAGGAUGAAGUCAGAAACUGGGAUGGCUUCUGUAAAUCCUGGACUGUCCCUGGAAAAUAGGGACACUUGGAGGGUCUGUAAUUUGCCUCCCACAGGAUAACAUGAUGGCCACCAAGUUGGAUGGCUUUAAGUAAAUUUAUGGAGGAUGAAGCUAUUCAUGGCUACUAGCCAUGAUUCCUAUAUUUUACCUCCACUGUUGGAGGCAAUGUGUCUCUGUAUAUCAGUUACUAAGAAUCCCAAGUGGGGAGAGGGCUCUUGCAUUGAGGUCCCAUAGUCGUCUUGUUGGUACCGUGAGAUCAGGAUGUUGGUCUAGAUGGACCUUUGGUCUGGUCCAAGAGGGUCGUUUUUACAUUCUUAGGACCUCUGUAUCUCUCUCUUAAUGGAACCCGAAAUUGCCACGAGGUGACCAUUCACCUUACCUUGCGAAAGGGUCAGUUUUGCUCUUGUAACACCCAAUACGUAUAUUGAGGGGGGUCCUUUGGGCUGGGAUCCGCAGUCUCAGCCUUCUUCCACCUUUUUGGCCCUAUAGCUCUGUCUCACAAUAAGCUCUGCUAUUGCUGUGUUGGGCAUUGACAUCUGUAUCAGCUUGCAUCUCUGACUUAGGUGGGGUAGAAAAAGUCCCAUGGCUUGCGAACUGGGCAUUAACUGGAUCAGGCCAGAGCAUGAAGGAGCAUUGCCUGCACUGGUUACCAUUGAGUUUCUGAGAUCAAUUGGAGUUUAUUAGCAGUAAAGCUUUAAAAUUCCAUGGUCUAAGAUACGUUGAGAAACCCUUUCAACCAUACAGUCUUCCCCAAGCUCUGAGACUGGUAGAUGACACUCUGUCUGUGUUCUUUAGGGCAGUAUUUUCCAGUAGUGCUUGGGGGAGGUGAUAUUCUCAGUGGUUGGCAAACUCUUCUGUGAAACCAUCUCACUCGGGAGACUUGCCAGCCCCCAUCAUUCCUCUUUUAAGGCAAGGUAAAUACUUUAUUGUCUGUGGGGGAAAAAGCCUUCUUUGUUUAAUUUAGUUUUUAAUUGGCAUCUCUUAACUUGUUUUGGCUUCUAAGACUGCAUAUAUUUUAUUCCAGCUUUUACUUACAUAUUUGCUUUCAGCAUGACUUUAUUUCUUAAAAAGUAGAGCCGUGCAUUUUUCUUCUACUGUUUUGUGAUUUAAAUUUGCUUAAUAGUCACUCUGAGCUUGCUAUGGAAAGGCACUUAAUCACAAAUGUGUGCAAUAGUAAUCAUUUAUUAUUACGGUCAAAGACCAGUUCAGAAGCACAACUGAGACACAAGUGUGUGUGUGUGUGUGUGUGUGUGUGUGUGUGUGUUUGUUUAAACUAGUAGUUGCAGCUUUUCUAUGUGAUGCAACUAGGCCAGGAAACUACCGUAUUUUGUGCCCCAUAGGACGCACCGGCCCAUAGGACGCACCUAGUUUUUUGGGGGGGAAAUAAAGAAAAAAAAAUUAUUUCCCCCCCAGGUGCGGGGCUGGAAGAACCAGGUCGGGGAACAGCGGGAAGGCGCACUCCGCCUCCCCGCUGUCCCCCGAGCUUGUGGGGCUGGCGAUGGGGAGAAGUGCGCUGAGCCCGGGACUGGAGGCAGCUCUGCGCGGCCAUCGGAGCCGGUCUCCCGAGGGUUGCGCAGAGCUUCCUGAAGCCUGGAGAGCGGGAGGGGUCGGUGCACCGACCCCUCUCGCUCUCCAGGCUUCAGCGAAAGCCUGCAUUCGCCCCAUAGGAUGCACACACAUUUCCCUUCAUUUUUGGAGGGGAAAAAGUGCGUCCUAUAGGGCAAAAAAUACAGUAAUUCUGAUCUCUGAGGAAGUGUCAUAUCAGUCAUUAUGAUGGGCUCACAGGUCUGUUCUGCAAAUCAGGGUUAUGAAAUCAUUAUUUUGCUUUCAAUAUAAAGAGUUAAACACCUAGAGACUUCUAUCUUAGGCAUUAUACAACUUGGCUUAUUAUAUGUAAUAAGCCAAGGCUGUUCCAGGCUAUCAACCCUUGCUUCCACCCUUGUUCAAGGCGCCCUAGUUCUCUCCUGGGCUAACACUUUUCGAGGAAACCUUGAGGCUACUAUUUGUUUAUUUGUUUUCCACAUUUAAUAUCCUACCUUUCCUCAAAGGUACCUGAGAUGAUGUACAUGGUUCCCGUGCUUCAGUUUAUCCGUAGGUUGUUACCCUGUGGGGUAGGUUAGACAGAGAAUUAGUGACUAGCUGAAAUCAUGGCUGAGUGAGGAUUUUAAUUUUGGUCUCCCUGGCCAUCAGCCAGUACAGUGGUACCUCGGGUUACAUACGCUUCAGGUUACAUACACUUCAGGUUACAGACUCCGCUAACCCAGAAAUAGUGCUUCAGGUUAAGAACUUUGCUUCAGGAUAAGAACAGAAAUCGUGCUCCGGCGGUGCGGCAGCAGCAGGAGGCCCCAUUAGCUAAAGUGGUGCUUCAGGUUAAGAACAGUUUCAGAUUAAGAACGGACCUCUGGAACGAAUUAAGUACUUAACCCGAGGUACCACUGUACUCUAACCACUUCAUCCCCACAGAGUGGAUACUUCAGGGUUGCCUUUGUUUCACUGUCUUGUCUUGUGUUUUUUUCUUCCUCCUAGGUCCUGCUCAGCCCCCACGGCUCCUGGUCAAGAGCCUCUCCUUGGAGCCUAGUCCAGAACAUCGCUCACCAGAAGCCCCCCAGCGGCUCAUCUCUGAUCCAGGACCUGACAGCAACGAAGGAGAAGUGGCCAAACUCCGGCCACUCAAACGACCCCCAGGACCAAAACCACAAGGUAUAUAGGCGAGUCUUCACCCCCCAGUGAGCCCAUCACAACGAGGCUCUUUGUGGAGAUUCCCGGGAAGAAAGUCUGCAAGCAGAGCAAACUGGCUUUGGCAGAGCACCUGGCUUUCCCAUUCCCUGCAUCAGGCUCUGCGGAGGAAGUGGGGUGAGACGCAGUUGUUAGAAGAGGGAGGUUCUGAUUUAUUUGUUCAUUACUAACAGCCUUGUGCCUGGCGUUGCUUGGGAAUUCGAAGAACAAGAACAAUGAAAACAGUGCAGUUUCCAAAUUGGUGGUGCAGUUUUGAAAGGUUUGGUCCGCCAUCUUGAUUCAAAAUGGUGUCCAAUUGACAAAAACCCACUCCUUGAACUCAAGAACCACAAUGCAAAAUUGGGUUACAGCAUGUGCAAAGCAAGCAGACAAGCAAACAAUUUUUCAAAAUAUAUAGUAGGGUAUAUUUAGACUUGUUUUUCAGUCAAGUUUGGCUCCAAGAGCAGCUGGCAAUAAAAUCCAGUGCAGGACAUGUUCAUAUUUGUGUAUGGCAGAUUCCUCUACCAGAGGUAGGGCAGGAUCCAGGCUCUUUUCUCCAGAGAAAGGGUGGCAGAAGGAGAUGGGCUUGGGUGUAGGGUGCUGUUGGGUUUGUUUGUUACCUGAUGGUAAUGAUGCCAGUCCACAGAAGUAGCCCUUCUGUCAGUUGUCUUUGCUGGGGGUUUGUGUAUAGUAUCCAUAUAUUAUGUGUGCCUUUAAAAAAUAACUUGAAUUGCUUUUCCAGUCCCUCCUAAACCAGCCCAUCUGCAGAGUAUCCAGCCACUGCGUCUCCCUGAAUCCAUCCCCCCACCUCCAUCGCGACCACUCCCUGCUGAUCCCCGCUUAAGCCGCAGCCCCCUGCCUAAGGAUGGAUUGGGACCAUUAUCUGCCGUCUCCUGCCUCAUUGAGAAGUUUGAGAGGUGGGUGCUUUGGUAGCUUGCAAGGCCCUGCUUCCCUGGGAAUGUAGCUGGUGCUCCCUUCUGAUGUUAUGCUUCCUGCCAUAGCCAUUGUGAGGGAGUGCCACCAGUUUGGCGGUACAGCCAAACUGGAAGAGUGCGCUGGAACACUUUGCUUCCAGAUGAACGGCAGGGAGCUAUGGCAUCCUGUCCUACAUGUUAAUUUCCUAAGGCCUCUGGCUAGCCUUUUAGUCAGAAGACAGAAUGCCAAGCCAGACGGAUAGUUGGACUGAUGGAGUGUGCCAGUUCUUAACUCUAUUUUUAGUCAAGGGCUGCUACUUCUCUUACUUCCAACGCACUAGAUUCUACUUCCCUUUCCAAGGUGAGACUAGAACAAGCAGCAGGUCUUGCUCUAGUGACCUCCACUUUCUUCCCAGAGAGCCUUACUGUCCGUGUUUUGAUUUGUUGUUGUUGCAGGGAACCUGUAAUCCUGGCUGUUGAGCAGGCCCCGUCGCCGUGCCCCAGUCCAGAUCUCCAGACCCCCGAGACAGGUCCCAUGGAGCCCUCGCUAGACUGCCCGACUUCACUGGAAUCGGCAGAGCUGGCUCACAAACUCCUGGACCUCCUGGCUCUGGAGGGAGGGCCAGAGCCUGCGGGUGGUGCUGCCUGCUUGCCGUCUCACGAUGGUGGGAAGCUGGCCAACCGGGACAGUGGCAUUGACAGCAUCAGCUCCCCAUCUAACAGCGAGGAGAUCUGCUUUGGGGCUGACGAGGGCACAGGAGAGGGAGCAGGGCCACCCGUGCCUGCUGCUGUCAUCAAGCGCCGCUCAACCCGGGAUUCCGAAGUGGACAGUGACAUGGACGACGGCAGCGGGGAUGAGGCUGAGCUGCUACCGGAGCUCCCUCCCCCACAAGCAGAAAGACAGGACUCAGAGGAGGUGAGAGACUUGGACUGGCAUGCCCGGGUGUUAGUGUGAUCACCCGCACAGCUGAUGGCUCCUGCCAAGCCUUUUCCUGAAUACAGUACGAUGCUCUUUACUGAGGUCAGAAGCAAAACUGGGCGGAAAAUAACUGGACUGGGGUGGGUUGGGGUUACACAGCGAUUAGAGAGGUGGAAGCGUGAGCAGCCUUGUCCACUGUUGUAUUGUGAUUCAGGAAGAGUUAGUGAAUAUGAUCUGGGUCGUAUCCUUGUCUGGUAAGGCCAGCUCAGGUGCUGAGGGUAGGAUUGUUUCUGAUGGACUGAAAUUCACUUAACAGGGACUACUUACUCCUCAGAAUAUUUUCACUGCCUGGUCAGAUUCACUCACAGGGUGGUAAAACCAGUGGCGUAGCGUGGGUUGUCAGCACCCGGGGCAAGGCAAGUAAUUUGCACCCCCUAACCCAUGGAUUUGCGCCCCCUAACCCCCAGAUGUUGCGCCCGGUGCCGCCGGCCCCCCUGCACCCCCCACGCUACGCCACUGGGUAAAACACUGCUAGCUCAUUUGCAAAGCUAAGCAGAGUCCAGUAUGGUUUCAGAUGUCAGAUGGGAUGGGAGACUGUGUGUUGAGAUUCCUGCAUUGCAGGGGGUUGGACUAGAUGGCCCUCAGGGAUCCCUUCCAACUCUACGAUUCUGUGAGAAGCGGGGAUUCUUAUCCACCUUGAGCAGCUGUGAGAAAGCGAACCAAGGAAUUAGUGCAGUGUGUAUUUCACAGUCAUUUCUAGGCCAGCAGCUGAGGAGUGGGGGCCAUAGAAGAUACGAAAGUGUUUUGGAGAGGAGGGGGAAAGUGGGCUAAUCUCAUGCCCAGUUUCACGGGUGCAUGAAGUACAGGGCAGAUGGGUGAACUUGGAUUUUGUUAAGUUCCCCACAGAGAUUUUAAUUUCUCCCCUUGACAGAUGACAGUUCCACAAAAGGUUUUCCGAAUUGCCAACGAGCUUCUCCAAACAGAAAAGGCCUAUGUGUCUCGCCUGUAUCUGCUGGACCAGGUACCUAAAAUACAACGGAAUAUAUCAAAACAGCUAUUGAGUGUCCACAGUUUCCCCUCCUGAAGCCUUUGCAGGCGAAAUAUAGCAUCUGUGCUGCAAGCCAUGCCCGACUGCAGCAGCGGGAAAACCUGCUGGAAAGCCCUGUUCUUUGGAUUGUGGAUCUGCUCUUCCAAGCUGCAGAUACUAGAAAAGGGAUUUUGGUGUAGAAUCAGCAUGGGUUUUCCCUUCCCUUCCCUUUGGAUUUAUAUACCACCUUUUUGCCAAGGAACCGAAGGUGGUUUACAGUUUUACAUUUCUCCCACCCACUCACCAACAGAUAAAAUACAAACACAAGCGGACCCUUUGUCCUUUUCACAGGGCAGAUGAUGCUAAUUGGCCCUACAGGGGGAGGGGACACCUUGACUGGUGCAGGCUCUGGUGAUGUCUUCCUGCUUCCCUUACUCUCAGUCUUCUUACAGGGCAGAAUGGUAUCUGUUGGCCAAAGGGUUGCUGGCCUUCAAUUCCCAUCAUUCCAGUUGACUGGCCAUGGUGACUGGGCCUGAUGGGACUCUCUCCUAUGUUGCUGAACUGCAUUCCCACCUCCUAGGUCUUCUGCGCACGUCUGCUGGAGGAAGCACGCAGCCGAAACUCUUUUCCGGUGGACGUGGUGAUGGGUAUUUUUGCCAACAUCUGCUCAAUCUACUGCUUCCACCAACAGUUCCUGCUCCCAGAAUUGGAGAAACGUAUGGAGGAAUGGUGAGGACAUUUCAUUGGCUUAACAUUUUGGUGUGACUGCCUACAAAGGUUUGUUUAUGUGACUCUCUGCGAUCUUCUGGACCAGUGUUUCUCAAGUGGGGGCCCCCCAGGAUAUUCCAAGGGGGCCGCAUGUGAAAAUCGUGUAAAUGGGGGGGGGGGGCAAGGCAUGAGACUAGAGGGCCAUAAAGGGAAAUGAAAAGUGAAGAAAACAGAGGUGACCGAGAAAAGAAAACAGAAAAGAAAACAGAGAAGCAGAGGGAACAGAGAAGUGGCCCAUGCUUCCCAGUGAAGGAAUCUCCAUGCACACUCCACAGCAACGUUGCUUCUGAUUUCUUCUCCCUUCCACUUCCGCGCACCAAGCUGUCCAGUAGGAUGGGGGGCCACAGGAAGGAAACAAGGUCAGAAGGGAGCCAUAGUCGGAAAAAGGUUGAGAAGCGUUGCUUUAGACAGAAGUCCUUCCAAGCCCUAUCUGGAGAUGCCAGGAUUGAGCCUGGGAAUUUCUGCAUAGUGCUUGUUUUCCUUCCUGCUUCACUGCCCUUCUCUCAAUCUUUGCCUGGCUGGUUGGGGCCGAUGGGAGUGGGAGUCAAACAACAUCUGGAGGGUUGCCCACCCAUGUCCUGUUCUAAAUACUUCACCCUUUGCAGGGACCUAUAGAACUGUAAAGAUGCAAGCCCGCGGCAUAACUUAAUAGAGAAAGUUUAGUGUCCAUGACUCCCUUAUGUCCCUGAUUUGCACCCGUUUGAGAAUGUUAAGAGCUAUGAAUCUCCUCAUGUUGGGAUUCCUCAGCUCUGCUUGGGUGUUUGUUCUUGACUCCCAGUCCCUGUAUAAUAAUAAUAAUAAUAAUAAUAAUAAUAAUAAUAAUAAUAAUUUAUUUAUACCCCGCCCAUCUGGCUAAGUUUCCCCAGCCACUCUGGGUGGCUUCCAAUCAAGUGUUAAAAACAAUACAGCAUUAAAUAUUAAAAACUUCCCUAAACAGGGCUGCCUUCAGAUAAUAAUAAUAAUAAUAAUAAUAAUAAUAAUUUAUACCCCGCCCAUCUGGCUGGGUUUCUGGCUGCAGUUGGUCCUGCAGAUAGAAUCUGGAUGCUUUCCCACCCUGUGAAUGGGGCGGCUCAGUUUCUGUCUCUGACCUUUCUCCUCUUCCUAACACUUUUUGCUUCUGUUCCCAGGGAUCAGCACCCGCGCAUCGGGGAUAUCCUGCAGAAACUGGCCCCUUUCCUCAAGAUGUAUGGCGAAUAUGUAAAGAACUUUGACCGUGCCAUGGAGCUUGUCAACACCUGGAUGGAGCGCUCAGCGCAGUUCAAGAGCAUCAUCCAUGAAGUGCAGGUCAGCUUAGUUCAGGGGGAUCUCAAGCUUAGCAUUGCAGCAAGCGCUUCAGGUUAACAGCAGGGGGAACAACGCAGCCUCAUCAUUGGAGCUACCCAGGUGGCGCAAUUAAGUUAUCAUUCCAGUUGUAUUAUUCCCUAUACAGCAAUUUUUCUUAAGAGUUCAAAAGCACUUUAAAACGUUAUUAAUCGAGCAUGUUUUAAGUACCGACACAGGAAAGAAAAAUAAAUCGCUUGCAAAAGGGUAGGGAGUUGCCCUUCUCUCCUCCUAGCCCUGCUGUUCAACAUGGAUGUGGAAUGAGGGGCUUUGGGGUCUAAUUAAGAUCUAAACAAAAUUGAAGUGUUUGGAAGGAAUUGUUGGGGAAGAAGCUCGUGUCUCAGCAGCUGCUCGUGCCUCUGUACGAAGACUUGCCCCGUACUCUGGAAACUCUUACUCUGGUUCCCUGAGUCUCAGUUCCCUAUGGGAGCAGGCGGGCUGCCAUUGGAGGAGAGCCAGGCAGACAGCUCUCUAGAGAUCACUCUCUUCUGCAGAGGGAAGAGAUAUGUGGGAACCUGACCCUGCAGCACCACAUGCUGGAACCUGUCCAGAGAAUCCCUCGCUACGAGCUGCUGCUGAAGGACUAUCUCCUCAAAUUGCCUCAGGACUCGCCCGAUUGCAAAGAUGCUCAGAGUGAGUAGAGCUGCCGGGAAUAAUUGCAGGGUGUGUGUGUUUGUUUGUUUGUUUGUAUACCACCUUUUGUCCAAAGAUCUCAUGGCAAGAAAAAUAGCAUAAAAACAGCAUAAAAAUACAAGAAAAAGGGUGGUGGUGGGGAGAGCCACAGCACACAGUGCCUGUAAAACCAUAUUCUUGUUUGCUAGCAGAGAUUUACUAACCCCAGUAUUUCCCAGAGUAUCAAAAAACCCUAGUCAGUGGGAUAUUUUCUCUGGAAAUUUGAGUAAGACAGUGUUGAGGAACUGGUGGCUCAAAGACCAGAGCUGGUCCACAAAGAGUUUUGGACCAGCCAGCCCACCUUGGCGGCGGCCUAAAUUUCCCUCUUUGGGAACUGAUGUUUCGAAAGGUAACUGAAAGGUGGCGGAAAGCAGUGCAAACAUUGGAGGAGAAUCGGAGCACCUGUCUGACGCUGUCUGCUCUCUUCCAAGCCUUGCAGUGCCCUUCCCACCUUUCCUCUCCAGCUGUCACUCAAAAUGGCAGCUCUCCUCAAAGACUUCCCUCGCCCGCUGAGAGCCGCCUCUGCCUCAAAGCACUGGAGAACCUUGACAUGCCAGUUUCUGAAGGAGCAGCCCCCUUUUCACUGCUGCUCUGCUGAGCCGGAUGAGGGGGAGAGCUCUUCCCCUCCCUUUGCUGCCCACCUGCUUGGGAAACGGCUGAGCAGCUGUGAAGAGUGAUGUGUGUGUGUGUUGCAGAGUUUUGGCCCCCCUCAAUUUGAAAAAUGUUCCCCACCCCUGGAAUAAGAGGUAGGUGACCAAGCCACAGCCUGCCCAACUCAGUCCAUCUAUGGUUGCCUGCUGGUUAGACCAGGCAGUACACCUCAGCGAGCUGGACCUCACUUUGUGUUCUCCAGUUGCAAAUUCCUGACCUAAAUGGUGAACCUGUAGCCUCAUCACAGUGGUCAGUAUAUUCUGGUAACCCGCCUGCGUGGAUUUAUUUUGACACAUGUUUAAGCAUUAUUUCUGCUUUCAGUUCAGUUGGAGGCACUGUGUUGAGUAAGGCCAGCCUAGCCAUUUAGACUCUCCUUUUCUUUUUUUCCUCUCCACCUCAUGGCCAGAAUCCCUAGAACUUAUUGCAACAGCAGCAGAGCACUCCAAUGCAGCCAUCCGCAAAAUGGUAAGUGUUGGAGGUAAUGAAAGCCAGGAUGCCUGGGUCCUCUUUUCUCUGAAGCAGGAAGUCGCCACAAAUUGGUUAGAGUAGGUGCGCGGGAGAAACUUUAUUCAGCCUGGGGGAGGGAUCCAUAUCCCCUUCAACCCCUGUGGGCCAUUUGGACAGAAGUGGGUUAAACAGAGAGAGUGGAUAGCUGACUUGCCCUAUGAUCACUCGGUGAAUUUCAUUACCAACUGGGGAUUUGAACCUGAGUUUACCUGCUUCAAGUCCAACACUUUUACAAGUAGAGCUGGGUGCCAUAUAUGAGUUAUUUGCCAGUGAUCUGUACCCCUUUCCAGGAGAGGAUGCACUCGUUGCUGAAGGUGUACGAGCUGCUUGGAGGUGAGGAAGACAUAGUGAAUCCCACCAAUGAGCUCAUCAAGGAAGGGCACAUCCUGAAGCUUUCUGCCAAGAACGGUACCACACAAGACCGGUACCUGAUCCUGGUGAGAAGAGCUUUUGGGGUUUUGCUCUUUUCCACCUGACCCAUCUCAGGAGAGGGCACAGCAAGAAGCCCUCUGACCAUAUGCUGUCACCAUUAACUCAUUUUCUUUCUCCAGUUCAACGACUGGUUGCUGUACUGCGUGCCCAAGCUGCGUCUCAUAGGCCAGAAAUUUGGAGUCCGUGCUCGCAUAGACGUGGAGGGGAUGGAGGUGAGAGGGGAAGGUAGUAAGGGGAGAAGGUAAAGGGACCCCUGACCAUUAGGUCCAGUCAUCUUGCUUUAUUGGCCAAGGGAGCUGGCGUACAGCUUCCGGGUCAUGUGGCCAGCAUGACUAAGCCGCUUCUGGUGAACCAGAGCAGCGCACGGAAACGCCGUUUACCUUCCUACCGGAGCGGUACCUAUUUAUCUACUUUCACUUUGAUGUGCUUUCAAACUGCUAGGUUGGCAGGAGCUGGGACCAAGCAACAGGAGCUCACCCCGUCACAGGGAUUCGAACCGCCGACCUUCUGAUCGGCAAGUCCUAGACUCUGUGGUUUAACCCACAGCGCCACUCGCAUCCCAAAGGGGAGAAGAGAACCACACAAAUCUCAGUCUCUGGAUGGCCAGCAAGCUCUUGGAGUUUUAUCAGCUGCUCCAUGUUGAAACAAGGGACAUGGAACAGGAUGGGUAGAGGGAAGGACAGGACUUGCCCUCCAGGCCGGGGUAAUUUAUCUUCCUGACUCAGGAAGGGGGAAUUAAAGCAACAUGAUGUGUUUGGUUACAGCGAACAAAAGUCAAGACUGUCAUCUGGACCACACAGUCUUGUGUGCUUAUGUCUUGAUCUGAAUAGGUGAACUGACUGAAGUGGUGAUGGGAGUUCUUAAUUUUUUUAUUAAUCAUUCUUUCUUAUUUUUCUCCCCGUUAUGUUCUCAACCAAACAUCCUUGCUGCUUUUAGAAUCAAUUAGAAUCAACUUUCAAAUAGCAAGAAUAUGCAAAACAACCUAAAACCGCUAGGGUGGGCAAGAAGCUAGGUAAAUCUGCAAUAAAGAGCAAUACAAUCAUUUGCUUAAUUAAAAAAGAAAAAAACCAGAAAUAACAGACGCGUAUUCUUAAACACUGAGGAAAAUCCGAGUGGUCUUUUAUAUUUCUAAUUAGCUGAGUCAACGGUAUUUAAGAAUGGAAACCAUUUUUCCAAGAAAUUGUGUCUGAAUCUAGAGAUAGCUGGGGGAAGUUCUCACAGCAGGGUUCGAUGUGUGAUGAUAUGAUUAGUUGUUUGCACAGGGAAGUUGCCCUUGAUGCUGUAGCUGAUUGAAGGUUAAGUGUGUGUCUUUGAACAACCUUCUGUCCUCCUCCUUCCUUACCCUGCAGCUGAAAGAGACCAGCAGCCUCAAUGUGCCCAGGACCUUCCUUGUAUCAGGGAAGCAGCGAUCCCUAGAACUUCAGGCCAGGUACAGCCAGCAAAGCCAGUCACUUAGCUUCUCCUUUCUCAAAGCUGUAAAAAUUGUCCCUCAUCUGGCGACGCGGCUUUGCCCAUCCCAGUAACUCUCCUCUGCCCAUCCCAGUAACUCUCCUCUGCUGCUUCUUAUCUUCCUGUGAGAGCCCUGAAUCCAUUCACCUCCUUCCUCCUUUGCCCACCAUCCCAGAUCAAGUGAAUCGGUGUAUUCUCCCCUAAGUCUGCUGAAAAAUAACUCCUUAACAUGCCUUCCAACGUUUGUCAUUUUUCCUUAGGACUGAAGAGGAGAAGCGAGACUGGAUCCAGGUAACUGCUGGCCUUUCUCACAUACCUUUUAUCACUGUGAAAGAUGGGUGUAGAUCAGGGAAGGGGAAUCUGGGGCAUUCCAGAGGUUGUUGUACUACAGCUCCCAUCAGCAGUUGGCCAUGCUGCCUGGGACUGGUGGGAGGUGGAAGCCAACAACAUUUUGAGCUUCCUUGCCUCUGAAAUAGAGGACUUGGCUCCUUAUCUCAUGUGGUUACAUUCCCCAUUCUGCAAAAUCCUUCUGAUGCUGGUUUGGGGGAUGCUUGUAUGGAUGGCUUUCAUAGAUCCAACAGAAAAGUUAGGGGUCACAGGGCUGACCAGGCUUCUUCAGUUAAGAAUAAUGUGGUGCAGAAUGACUCUGUGCCGAGUCAGCCUUCUUGAUAAUGCUGUGUGGGCCAGCAGACCCACUUGCCUAUGGGAUCACAUGGUGUGCAUUUGAGGGUGCAGCAGACCACGGCCCUGGACAGCGCGCUCACACAUUGCGAUGCAUCCAGUGGCAUGACAGAUUUGUGCUUUUGCACCACUGCCUGAGCCCCUGCUUGACAGGGGAAAUAGGAGGCCCACAGUAAAUAGCUCUGUGAGAGAUUUGGGUAGCUGUUUCCUCCCUGAGCUGCCCACCAGUAUGCGCCAGACUGAAACUGGGAUUGGAGAGAAGUGUGGGCGCCUGCUGGCCCUUGCCUUAAUAAUAAUAAUAAUAAUAAUAAUAAUAAUAAUAAUAAUAAUAAUAUUUUUUUAUUUAUAUCCCGCCCUCCCCAGCCGAAGCCGGGCUCAGGGUGGCUAACAACAAUAAAAUAAGACAACAUUUUAAAAUCUUGUCCUUUUCCUCGUUGAAGCAGGCUGGGGUUCUGCUUUACUUCCCAGUUCCCUGUUUAUCUGCGGCCACUAACACUGUCUUGUUAAAACCAUCAGGCGAUACAGGCAACAAUUCAGAAACACGAGCAGACUCUGGAGACAUGCAAGCAGCUGGUCAGUGAGGAUGAAACGCCACCCAAUUCGCCUGUAAGUUCCACCUUGGUGUGUGCCUCUCUGCAAGAGUUUGGUGAGACCAUGUGCUUUAAUAUGUGAUUGAAUGUGGAUCAGUUGAGAGAUAAUGGAGGGGAGGGGGAACUACCACAAAGAUAACCCAAUUCCUGCGACAAAAAAACUCAGAAUUCUGUACUGUGUAUAAUUUCUGUUCACUAGCAUGCUUUCUCUAAUUUUGCAUGACUUGACUCUGCUUCGUGGGGCAAACCUAUUAACUUUCUUCCUGUCCCCCCCACAGGGGUGUGAGCUGGGGCGACGGGCCCCCACGCCCAUCCGGGAAAAAGAGGUAACCCUGUGCAUGCAGUGCAAGGAGCCCUUCAAUGCUCUCACCAAGCGGAGGCACCAUUGCCGGGCCUGUGGCCAUGUGAGUGGUUUUCAGCAGGGGGGUCGUCUCUUUCCCACUCCCAAGUGCCACCCCUGUUUCUUUCUACUUUUACUGAGAGCAGCCCCCUUGGAGGGGAGGGGGAGGUAUGCAACCCAUAAUAGUCUGGUCUAAAUGCCGGUGUCUCCCCUGCACCCGUUUUUCCAGAGUGUAGAAUUUGUUUCUGUUUUUUAAAAAGCUGCCUCCCUGUAGGGUAUUUUCCCUAUUCUGACUCAUCUCCUGUUUUAGCCACGAGGUCUCUGUGCAUUUGGAGAGAGGUCUGAGGCAGAGAAACCCGAAGGGCCACAUGAGGCAGUUCCUCAUGCCACUGGGCAUGGCCAGAGUUGGUGGUGGACAUGUACACCCACUCUUUUAUGGGGAAGAAUUAAUGUGGUACGAUGGCACGUGGGGAUGACUCUUCUCUGUAUGCCAACUCCCUCCCCCAAGAGCCCUGAAAACUCUGUCUUGGCUAGUUUACACAUUUAGGAAACUCAGAUGGUUACGUUCUUUUGCAGGCAUAAGUUUGCUUGUUGUGGGUGUUAUUUUUUAACUGCUUCCCAACUGGGGCAUGGGGAAUCUCAUACUUAAGAAAAAAUGUUUCCAGGAUGAAGGUUAAGAGGCUAGGCUCUUUUCCCUGAAUGGCUUUUAUCCUGCAGGGAUUUGUUUUAAAUUCAGAAAAGCCACUCUCCACGGCCAGCCCAAGAAGCUCCUGUCCAGGAAAAGCUUUCUAGCCCUCCAUUCCUCUGGGUGCAUAAACUGGCUCUGCAGCCAAGUGACAGCUCCUCUCCUCUCGCCCACUCGCUGCAGGUUGUCUGUGGGAAAUGUUCAGAGUUCCGGGCCCGCCUGGUGUAUGACAACAACCGGCCCAACCGUGUCUGCACUGACUGCUACGCCACGCUACAGGGCUCCCCCGCCAGCCCUGCCCCACAUCCCAACACACCUCAGCGCCGGAGGUCCAUUCUGGAGGUGAGAUUGGCUCUCUGGGCCGUGGGAAGCCCUGUUGGCCACAGAGCAUUAGCUGACUUCCUUCCAUUGGACACUAGCCUUGCUUUAGCCUGCCCCUUGCAGCUUCUUGUGCAGAGUCUUGGCAGUUUUAUCUGUGCUUCCUCUAACAUUUCUCCACCUCCUUGGAAUUGCAAGGGCUUGGACCAGAUGACCCUCAGGCUCUCUUCCAACACUGCAGUUCUAUGAAUUCCAGGGUUAUAGAAGUGUGAAAAAGCCACAUCAUGUAAUAUUGGUUGUAGAGUUCACCUUCCUGAUCAUCUUAACUUCCAGCACAGCGAUCAGAUUCUUCGGCAAUCAUGCUGUUUUAAAGUGUCUACUCCUCUUGGUUGAGUAUAUGGAGCUGUCUUACAACUGAAUCAGAUCCCUCUUCCUGUUGUGUCAGGAGAUCUCUCCAAGAUCUUGAGCUGAGCUUUCUUCCAGCCCUGCAGUCUGAACUGCUUUAGCUCAGGAGAUGUGAGGGACUGACCUGGGACCUCCUCCAUACAAAAAAAGCAUGUGCUAAAGUUGCCGAUAAUGCAACUUUUGAAAAAUCUACUGUAGCACCUUUUUCACUCCGACCCACUCAAGUUAAUGGACUUGACUAACUUAUGUUCAUUAAUUUCUUUUAAAAAGAGUUUGCUGAAGAUAUGGAAACUCUAGGAGAGGCUUUCCUUGCAGCUCCCUGUCCUUCCCUGUGUCCUGCUCAUUAUCCUACAUGUCUAAUUACUUAGUUUUAUCAUCAUCAUCAUCAUCAUUUGAAUUUGAAUUUAUAUACUGCCCUAUACCCGGGGGUCAUAGCUGUCAACGUUUCCCUUUUUUAAGGGAAAUUCCCUUAUUCCAAAUCGGAUUCCUUGCAAGAAAAGGGAAAAGUUGACAGCUAUGCCGGGGGUCUCAGGGUGGUUCACAGAAUAAAAUCAAGCUAUAAAACCACAAAAUACAUAAUAAAAAUAAAAACAACAACCCAAUAGUUAUACUGGUCACUUGCUCUGGAGCAGCAGUCUUCCACCUUUACUGCACGUUCAACGCAAACACACACUUUUUACGGUGGUGGCAGAGCUGCUGUUGAGACCCACCUUCGAUCCCAGGACCGGCUACUUAUCCACCAGUUGAAGUCUUGUGCAGAUUCUCAGAUUCACAAGGCUUUCAUGGCAUAUGGUUGAAGCUCAGUGCUUUACGGCCCUGAGAGGCUCUCAGAGUGGCUUGCAAAAUAAAACUGCACUCCAACCUAGUGCAGGAGCAGAAAUUGCAGGCUGUCCAUACUGAGGAGCCAGGAUUAUUCAUGCAGCAUUUUCCGCCCUCCUCCUCCUCUUUGUUUCUCUCUGGUGUGUCACACAAGGCAGCAGGCUCCCCCCAAAACACUCUGGGGGCAAGGGAGUGAGGCUGAGUUCCUGCAUCUCACCCAGCCCACGCUGGUCACAGCCUUCCCUUACAGUCCCUCGCCACCUUCACCCUCCUUUGCCCUUAAUCUUACACAUAUGGGAUUGUUUUAAAUACUCUUUUCCUCCUCCUCCUCCUCUACUACUACAGAAUGGAGUUUGUAGCAAUGAGUCAACUGUGGUUCACCUACUGGUGCAAAUUUCUAAGCUGGUUUCAUAUUUGCAGAGCUACUCAGAGUGUGCCUUUUGCCUGCAUCAGACUUUAAAAAAUAAUAAUCUGUAUUUUAAAAAUAAUUUCCACUGACGUCCCGUUACUCAGUGAUCAACACACAAGAGCAGCUGGGAGAUGCUGUAAAGCCACUUAGAGGUGGUUGUUUUUUACAAGUUAAGUGAAUGAAUGGUAGUGCAAUUCCUGCCUCGGGGCUGGGGGCUGGACUGGAUGUUCUCAGAGAUCCCAUUUCCAGCUCUUGGAAUUGCAAAGUGAUGCUCUCUGCUGAUGGGCUGCCAGUUGUUGGGGGGUUAGGACUGUGUGGGUCUCACAAGGACACUUUUCUGGCCCCUCUGCAGAAACAGGCUUCCGUGGUGGCAGAGAACAGUGUGAUCUGCAGCUUCUUGCACUACAUGGAAAAAGGAGGGAAGGCCUGGCACAAAGGCUGGUUUGUCAUCCCCGAAAACGAGCCCCUGGUGCUGUACAUCUAUGGAGCCCCACAGGUAUGGCAACGGCACUUGGUUCUCCUGCAUGCUGCUUCUUGCCCAAGAUAUUAUUCUGGAGGGAAAGGAGAGGGCGAAGCCCCAAAUCACCUUUGAAUCAGGGGUGGAGAACCUGCGUGGCAGAUCAAGGUAAUCAGGUGACAGCAAAAACUGCAAAAUAAUAAUAAUAAAAUUAGCAGGGGCAAUUAGUGUUAAAUAGUGAGAAAGAUGGACAAAGGACACAGCUCUGUUAGAUUCACAGCUCUUUAUUACAGCAGUUAGAACUGCUCCUGGAGUCUUGACACACUGCAGCCUAGCUGACUGCUUUAUAUAAUACUAAGUAACUUGUAACAGUAACAACUUCCAACUAGCUAACCAAUCAGUGAGCGACAGUUCUCAAUCCUUCAUUUGCAUACUGGUGGCCCUGAGUGAGAACUGCAGUUAAUCUUAAUACAUAACAAUUAGAACAAGAACUAUUAUUAGAUUAUUGAUGUAAACCUCCAGAAUGUAUUUUGUGUACUUAGGUUUUUACCUCUAUCUUCAGUUCAUUUUAUUUUGUUGCCAUGGCUAGUGGCUGAUGCAAAUAAAGAUUCUUCCGAUUCUGCAUGGCCCUCCAGAGGUUGCAGGACUCCAGCUCCCAUCAGCCCCAGCCAGCAUGGCCCAGCGGUCAGCAAAGAUGGGAGCCGCAGAACAUCCCUUGCCUGACUUCAAAGCACACUUCGGCCUGGUGUUGGGAAGGCAGAAUGCUGCGCUAGGCAGGCAGUUGACAGCCUGGCCACGUUUGUGGGCUUCUGACCUCUCUCCCUGCCUGUCCUGCAGGAUGUCAAGGCCCAGCGCUCGAUGCCUCUGAUUGGUUUCGAAGUGAGCCUGCCUGAACCCGGCGAGCGGGUGGACCGACGCCACGCCUUCCGGAUCAGCCAGAGCCACCUGUGCUGGUAUUUCAGCCCCGAGACUGAAGAGCUGCGGCAGCGGUGGAUGGAGGUGCUGAGCAGGGCAGGCCGCGGAGAAGAAGGCAGAGGGCCGCCCUCAAUCCAAGAGGCAGAUGAGGAUACGGAGGCGGAGAGAACCUAGAGGCAGAGGGCUGGGCAGCUGGGAAUUGCGGAUUCUGCCCACUUGGGGAACUUGCUCACCAUUCUCUGACCAGUAUACUUGAACGUUCCUUUCUCCCUCUCUCUCUGGCACUUUCUCCCCUUCCUUUUAGUCCGCAUCAACGCAGCCACCCUGCCCCUGCCGCAUUCCCAGCCGCAGAGGCGAUGCACGUCACACGUCCUGACAUUUGCUCCAGGCCAGUUCCUGCUCCUAGCUGCAGCACGUAGUAAUCGGAGCACCUCUACUUUCUUCCUUUCGUCUCAUCCUCUAUGCAGGAAGAAAUGGAUCCGAGCGGAUGGAUGUCUUCCUUCCAACAUGUGCUUCCCCCUUCUUUGCAUCUUGGACCAAGAUCCGUUCUUUCAGUCCCCACUGCUUACUUAGCACUUACCGAACAUAAUGUCCUCUGCAGUGGUUUGGGGGAAUUGGGGCAGGGUAGGGAGAGAGUUGAGACAAUUCUUUCAGUGGAACGCAAAUGGGCGUGGGAAUUUUCCUCUCUUGAGCAUUUAUUUCCCUUGCUUGUUACCCUCCUCCCUGUAUUUGUGUGAGACUAGGUGGCGUUUUGUCUUGUGAUGUUUCCUCACACAAUACUGACCAUUUUUGGACCUGGAAAGGCUGAUUUGAGGCUGCCUUAGCAGAUGGAUUAUGUUGACUUGAAGUCUCUCUCUCUCACCCCACACCCCCUUGAACAAAACAAGCAAGCUGGGACAUGAGAGCUAGUUAGAAGAAUGAGCCAGGGUCCUUGUCCUUGCUAUAGCAUGCAGGGUCCCCUCUUACUGAUAAGGCGCCCCCCCCCCCAGCAAUUGGACCGUGGUGCCUGCCACCUGCCACCACCCAAUCUUCCUGCCUCUGCCAAGGGGUCCAAAGGCACGGCCCACAAGAGCUCUCUCCUGUGCAAGCCCUGCCAUAGUGGGUGGAGCUGCACAAGGCUAUAGGUGACAUCUUUGUAACAACUGCUCUUCCAGUUUGUGCUUGAAAUUUUACAUAUUGCAAAUAUGCUCCAAGGUGCUUUCAACAACGUGAAAGAAUGCAAUAAAAUCACGUAGAAGUCAAGAUAAAUCCAACAGUAAAAAGGGUGUGUGUGUGGCAGAAAUAAGCUGCCAAAAAUUGAUCAUGUAAAAGAUACCUGGAAAAAUGUAAUCUACAGUUGAUUUUUCUAAGUGAGCAGCAAAACCUUAUGCCUAAAAACAGGUUAAAGAUAUAAAAUUUCCUUUUAAGCUAUGGAAGAAAAAUCUUUCCCCGUUUUCUGGGGGAAAACAAAUUUGGGAGAAACUGAAUACAGUAUGUGAUAUAUAUCCCCCCCCCCCCCCUAGAAUCAUAGAAUUAUAAAGUUGGAAGGGACCCCAAGGGUCAUCUAGUCCAACCACCUAAAAUGCAGGAAUCUCAAAUAAUGCAUCCAUGACAGGUGGCCAUCCAACCUCUGCUAAAAACCUCCAGUGAAGUCCAACAACUCUUAAAACCAUAAAGUUUUUGCUGAUGCUUAGUCGGAAUCUACUUCCUUGUAACUUGAAGCCAUUAGUUUGGGUCCAACCCUCCAGAGCAGGAGAAAACAAGCUUGCUCCAUCUUCCAUGAGGCAGCCCUUUAGAUAUUUGAAGAUGCCUAUCAGUAUCUCCUCCCAGUCUCCUCUUUUCCAGGCUAAACAUACCUAACUCCCUCAACUGUUCUUCAUAAGGCUUGGUUGUCCCUCUCUGCACACGUUCCAGCUUGUCAAUACCCUUAUUAAAUUGUGGUGCCCAGAACAACACAGGAUUUCAAGUGUAGUCUGACCAAGGCAGAAUAGAGCAGAAUAAGUAAGACCCCUAGAUACUUUUCACAUGUAUUGCUGGCAAGCCGGGUGUCCCCCCCAUCUUAGUGCCGUUCAGCUGGUUAUUCCUGCCUAAGGGAAUAGAACCUUAAAUGUGUUGCUAUUGAAAAUCAUUUUGUUAGCUUGGGCCCAGUUCUCCAAUCUGUUAUGGUCACCUUGAAUCCAGAUUUUGGCUUCAGCAUCAGUUGGGUGUCAUCUGCACAUUUGACGAGCAUACCCUCAAUCCCUUCAUCCAAAUCAUUUAUAAAGAUGUUGAGCAACAACAGAACCCUGCAGCACCUUACUUGCCAUUUUUUUCCAGGGUGAGGAGGAACUAUUAGCGAGCACACUUUGGGUUCGGUCAGUCAACCAGCUAAAAACCCAGCAACCAGUUACCUCAUCCAGCCCACAUCUUACAAGCUUCUCCGCAAGAAUAUAUUUGCCAAGCCUAAAAUUAUUUUACUUUUUCAACAACAUGAUGUGCCUAAUUUACAACUUCUCUAGCAUAUAAGAUUGUACUAUGUGGCAUCUUAAUGGAACUUAAGAGCAAUCCUGUGGAUUUUUUAAACCCACGCCGAUGAGUAGAGCCUACUCCCAGGUAAUUGGAGCUUCAAAAAUAUAAAUGCCAUGCAGUGUGGAAUCCUAUGCCUACUGAGAACUAAGCACCACUGAGUUUGGUUUGGAUAGGUUUGCAACCUUGGUUUUGUACAAUAGCCAUUCUCCUGUUCUUUGCACCUGCCGUUCUGAGUGAUACAUGGAAGUGCCAUUUACCUACCCUAGCGAAGAUAAAGCCAGUGAUAAAACUUAAAAAAUAAGAUGAGGCCACAGCCACCUUUGAGCAGGCAAGCCCCAUGCCAUAUAAAAUAGGGUGCUUGUGCAGAUGCUCCUAGCGGAUUUUGCUGAGAAAGGGGGCCAUUACAAUGGGGAGAAAAACUUCUCUCGCACAGCCUUUUCUCAAAUGCAGUUGCUUCCCCUCUGCAAUGCACUUAAACAUGAGUUGGUGUUCCUCCAUUCUGUUCCAAUCCUUUACUGGACUGUCACAGGAGCUUCCUACGAUCCCUCCAACAUUUCUCUCCCCCUCCCCUUGCUUCUACUAUUUCAACUUAUAUGUGAGCAGGCUGGGGGCGGGUGUCCUAAAAAACAACACCCAACUUGGUUGCCCUGUUUUAUGAGAGGCUCCUGGUGGGGGCCGUUGGUGCCUGUCCCAAUUCUUUGUCAUCCUCUUCCCACCCCCAUCCCCAUCGUGGUGUAGAGCUAGUGCAUGUAACUUUUAUAUUAAAAAAGUCAGUAUUAAGGGAUAUACAAAAUCUUACCAAAAUAAUAUUUUAUUGUUGCUCAUGUACAGUGGCUGGCCACUACAGAGGAUAGGGAAGGGGGCUUCUAUUGAGAGAAGUGCCCUGUCCCACAACCAAGGAUUUGUGUAUUGUCCAUGUUACUUUCUAGUUUCAUUAUUGUAUUUGGUUUUCCAUUGUCGUCUUUUUUUUUUAAAUACAGAAUUUUGUUUUUCUGUU